Xyrichtys novacula (pearly razorfish) is the source of this 70962-nucleotide messenger RNA. NCBI's taxonomy places the organism in Eukaryota, Metazoa, Chordata, Actinopteri, Labriformes, Labridae. The record is from the annotation of a GenBank genome assembly.
GCGACUGCGCUCUCAGUCUUGAAUUGUCCCGCGGAUGCAUGUAGAGGGAGAGCUCUCCUGUUUGCAAGUAGAGCAGAAGUGCAGAGGACGUGAGGCGAUGCGCACAGCGGAAAGGCACCAGAAGUGAACGUGGAGAGCAAAACAGAUUUUUGAGGACGGGGAGACGCCGUGAACAAUCACGGCGACAGCAAACCCUCGUCGCAAGACAGCAUUUGCAGUGAGUUGUGUGCACAUGCCUGAGGAAAGCUAAUCAGACGAGGUCUCUGGUGGGGUACACCGUUUGCUUGUUAUCUCAGCAGGACGGCUCAGUUUGACCGUCCGCUGCCCGGUGUUAGACUCUGCACUGAUCCGGAGAAGAAGACAAGCCGCCCUGGACGCCAAGAAGUCCUCUGUGCUGUGAGAGAAUGGGCUGUUUUUACCUUGUGGAAGGAAGGGCUUUGCUGUAACAUCAGCGGAUCAUGGCAGGGGUACACGCUUCAGAUGCUGUGUCGGGACAUUUUCUGGAUCCUGCCAUCGGCACCCAGCCGGCCCAGGGCGCGACCAACGUAGCGGGGAUCACCAGCGAUACGGCCGCUCUGACGCCGACCGGUACCCGGGCGUACUUGGAGGUGUCAGCCGCUGCUCAGGGCUACGGGGCCGAAGGAGUUUACACCAAUGGACGGUACCGGGAGCACGGCAGUCCAAGGAUCGGGAGUGGCAGCCGUGAUAAUUCCUCUGAGAGAAUUCAAGGAGCUGGGAAUCCACCUUGCGGCAUCAUGAAGGUUGGUUGGUUCAAACACUCAAUUCUCCUUAGAUACGAUUCUCAAGGUGACAGGGGGAGGGGGUCCCCAGAAGUGUCCUUUACAAAGAGAGUUCUGCAAAUGUGUGGCAAACCCAGAACAUAGUUCGUCCAGAAACUUUGGGGGGUCAUUAGAGUUCCAUUGGGUACCCUAGAAAACAUCUUAAUAAGUUUGUUUUCUUUUUAUAACAUCUCCCAUUACAAUUUUGAUUCAAGAGGGGAAACAGAAGCCUGUUUAUGUCCUCAGUUAUCCAACAGAAUAUGAUAUGUUACACAAAGCAAGACUAACAGGAUUAAAAUCUGCAUUUGAGAUCAGAAGAACAUUAACAGUCUUUUAUCAGACACUUUUUUUUAAAGAAAGUUUAAAAGACAUAUUUUCAUUGAGGUUCUGAGCUGGACUGGUUUGCAGGCAGAAUCUUAAGUGCCAUGUCAAACAGUGGUAAAAAGGUGAAAUCUGUAAUAUUAGGUAACAACUAUUACUGCAUUGACCCUGUCAGUACAACACAGAAAGGCGGCUGGACUUCUGAGGUCCUGUGUUUGAAGUAUGAUCUUUGUGUUUUCAUUGGCAACCCUGCCUUCAUAAGUGCUUCCAUCACAUAAGGUGAAUUCACUUGUGUAACACACGCAGACACAAGAAAGAUGGCUAACAUUUCCAUGUGUUUCAUGCCUGGUUACAUCAUGUCAUUAUUUACGUGUUGCUUUUACAACAUGGAGUGCGAUGUAUUACCAUGACAGACUUCAGUAAGGGAUUCAUGGUGAAGAUAGAAGUAUUGUGUAGUAGGGGUCACCUUUAAGAGUUACAUUUUGUCAUAUCAGACUGAGCUUACUGAGCAGCUGACACAAAACACCGGCUUACACUUUGUUACCUCCAGUAUUGAAUUUCCUGUGAAUGUGGGCAAACAUAGCCCACGUUCAGACUCUGCCACUAGUUGAAUGUUGCCAAAUUAAUGAAAUGAAACCCAAGUAAAGGCAGCACCAGUGUCUGUUUUCAUCCUGAGGAGUUUCCUUUUUCUACAACAAUCCUUAUUCCUCCUUUGAAAAAAAACAAAACAACCUGAAAUGUUAUAUGGCUACAAAGCCAUGAAUCCCCCCUGUCUUCACAACACCCAGUCAGCCACUGUGAGGCUCAUGAGCAAUACCUGGAAAAAAAAAAAAAGCUUGAGGGGAUUUUGCGGUUUCAGUGUGAUUGAUAACAAGUCUUCAAAUACUCAUUCUCCAAAUAUUAAGCUCACAUGAUACUAGAAAGUGAUCCUGCUGUGCUUUGUAAGCAUGGUGUGAUAAAUUACUGCAGUUCAACUCGUACUGCCCCAAAAAUGAGUGAUUUAUUGUCGUUGUGUAAACUGAGAAAUUGUAGCUCAGCCUGGAAGGGGGGUGGAAUGAGUGAUAAAUUCAGAAACCAGAGUGAUCCACACUCUCUAGGUCUUUAAUUGUGUUGAUGGUAAGUAUUGAGUAUAACUGUACUGUUAAUGACCCCUGUAGUGCGCUGACAUUUCCUCUCCCAGUUCUCUCUCGCUGUUGGAUGAGCGUGUUUGCUACGGAUACUCAUGUUGUUAGUUUAGGGAAGAAGACGGGAACAGACUUGAGACUUUUAAGCUUUUAAAGUGAUACUGGCUAAGCUGGAAAAAUAUGCAGAAGUGGGGGGUCCAUUUCUUUAGAAUUCAUCUUCAGAGAGUAUAUUAAAUUGGAAUCAAAUCACUUCAGAUCAUUAUUAUAAGACUGGGAUGGAUAAGUUGUUUUUGAGUUUGCAGAAGUCCUUCUGCGUGAACCUUUCAGGAGUGUUGUUAAAUUCGCUCUGCUCUACACUGAUCACAUGGUGGCCCUGUCGAACAGGUUUGUGCAUUAACAUGAAUAUAUCAAGAGCUCAUUCUGGUCACAGAGCCUUCAUUCAGUGUGUCUUCUUGACUCGAGCAUUUUGAUAAUUAAUCUAUAGCAGUGAAAUGGUACAUACUGUUAGAGUGCAGCAUGUUGGAAAGUGGGUCAUUCAUUCUGCAGCUAUGUCCUAUAGCUUCAGCUCACCCACCCACACUCCAGCCACAGUUUGCUCCAUGUGUGUGUUUGAUAGGAGGUUUUAAAGGUGAAAGGGUUAUGGGUCCAUGGGAAUAAGAAAGCAAAUGAGCAAUUAGAUUUCUGCAUUACCUCAUUAACUAGACCCUCAACCAGCAAAUGUUAGAAUAGAGGGGUUGGAGAGCCUGUCCCUCAAGCUGGCAUCCAACUUUGUCCCCUUGUCAUUUCCUCAGCGGGGUGACAGUGUCAUGCUGGAGAGUCUGCACAGUGGCUGGAGGGGGGUUUGUGAUGCAGCCUUGUUAUAUAAUGCUGGACUGUGGACAGCUGCGAGGUUGGCUCCAGCCUGGCUGCUUGCCGGGGGGAACUGACAACCAGUACAAAAGGAAAGAAGCAAACAGGAUUUAUCCAAGAAUUUAAAGAUAAUAGGGUUGCAUCCGAACAGGAUCUCGGACAUAUUGGCUAUAUAUUUCUUUUCUUCUGUUUCCCUUUCUUCACUGCAGUCUGUAGAGUCCUAGACCUUGGCAGCAGAUAGAAGGAAAAAAAAACAUGUCCUUUACAGAUCUGUGAGGUAUAAAAAAAACAGUUAAUUGGCUGUGGAAAUAUUCAGGAGAGAAGAAAAGACAUGAGCGAUAAAACAAAGUGAAUGUCCAGUGGGAAUAUAGAUCAAUGAAGAUCACACGCUGAGAUCAAUCGGUCUUGUGUAAGGUCCUCUUCCCUCUCUGUCUUGGCACUCUUCCUCCAUGAGUGGCAGGAUAUCAAUUCAUCCUCUGAUGACCUCAUGUAAUAGAUUAGAGCCUCUAUGACCCGGCGUGCCACUCAUCUGCUCAAGAGUGUGCUGAGAUGCUUAAUACGGGACUGACAUAUAGGAUUGGCUGGCGGAGGGGGCAAUCCUGUCAACUGAGAGCGAGGGCUUCUCUGAAUAAGUGAAAUGGAGACGUCUUAAUAGAGGAGGUGAGGCUGUCCUUCAUUUCCAGUGCUCUGAUAGACAAGAACUGAGGGCAGACACUUCUGCUUUCACUGCCCUAGAGACCAAGAUCCAAAACCUCGUCUGCAGGUUUUGAACAAUACAAAAUAGGGGUGUCCAGAUUAAGGCUGCACGAUAUUGGAAAAAACUAACAUUGCGAUUUUUUUCAACCCUGCGAUAUAUAUUGCGAUAUUAAAAAAUACAGGAAUUUUCACCAGAUGCUCUAUAUAGCACCUUAUACUAUGCUGCACUGCUGAAAUCUUGAGGACAGUUAACCUGCAAUGAGCUUACCUCUUUUUGUGAAUGUUAGUAGAACGGCUUCUAUCUGUCUCAGAGAUAUUUAUUUGUGCUGGGAUAUUAUUGUGGCAACAGAUGAACACAGAACACGUAUUUUGGUCGACAUCAUCCAUCUUGUAACCAAAAUAAUUCCAGAUAACUGACUUUCCUUUUCUUUUUGGCAACAAGUCUUCAUCUUCUGCGGUUUUCUCUGUUUGUUGCUCAGUUUGCGAUUGUUGUUGUUGUUGUUGUUACUGGGGUUGUGCUAAGAAACGCAUGUCCUCCGAGAAUUGCAUGCACCUCACAAAACGCGCACUGCUUAUAGUAGAGUGGUCCAGGGAAAUGUACAAUUUAAAACCCAUACAGUUCUUAUUUGUUGGGCUAAAUAGUGAUGAAGAAUGUUCCGAAAGUAAUUCUCAGGGGACACGCGUUUCUUGGCUCAACUCCGGUAGCGCCAGCGACUCCAUGUGCAGGGGGGGGUUUCCUCCUCUCUGAUUUUGAUUGACAGCUGGCGGGGUAGUCUGAUUGGUAACUGAGUAAAGAACAAAGGUGAUUGGUGGAUCGCUGCACAGCACAUGCAGAGUCACAUGGAGUCUACCUCAGUCAGCUACUCUUGAAAUUAGAUGAGUUCAUUCACCUCCAACAUCGCAGGCUCUGCGAUGUGACUAUUGCACACACGUACAUCGCGAUGACGAUAUUCAAACGAUAUAUCAUGCAGCCCUAGUCCAGAUACAAUAUUGACAUCGGCCCGAUAUCAACAAAAAAUCAAAUAUCGGAUUAUGUGGGCCUGCAUCUAAAAUCUCUGAUAUCAGCACUCUGAUACAAGCAGUCUAUUCCAGACUCAGCUUCAGCACCUGAAUCCAGCACGCAGAGCCCGUAUGAGCACAACAACAUUGUGUCCGAAGGAGACGUUGCAGCUGAGUGCAAAAUUUAUCAUGCACAAGUUUGUGCCAAUAUUGGAUCAAUAUCGGUAGGCUACAAUAUCGGUAUUAUACCAAAUAGUGGUCUGACACUGGUAUUAAAUAAUCAUCCGUGUGCACCACCACUAGAGCACAGACAAGACGCCUUUUAUGCUGAAACCUUAACGUCGAAGAUAAAAUGUAACAACUUUGCAAAAAUUGCAAGUAGCAGUAGAACUUUUUUGGCACAGUGAGCAUGAACUACCUCCAAACAUCUGACACUUACGCUCCCUCAUUCUUCAAGCACCCAGCACCCUGCUGCUGAUUCAUGCUGUAAUACUGGAACAUUAAUAGAGUGGCUCAGUAUUGGCCCUGAGUGUUAGUAUUGUAUCUGCUAAGGCUUCAUUUCUUAUUUAUAUGAAGGUCAGUUACUUUUACUUCAAAAACAGGAUUAGAAAACUGUGUUACUUGAUUUUAGAUAACUGAAAUCUCCUUGUUUAGGAGUAGGAAACUUGAGUGGUAAUAUUUGCAUGCAUGCAUCUCCAAACCCACUCCUGAAGUUACACAUCCUGCUACACGGGGCAAAACUGGAUGUUAGAUAAACACAGAAGAAGACACUAAUUUUAAUCUCAAGUCUUUGUGCCGCACUUACUGACCAUGAGCAGUUGUAGAGCUCUGUGUUUGACCUGCUCUAGCCCUGAAUCCAGCUGCCCUCCAUCCUACACAUGACUCAACAGAGGUCCCACUGUUGGAGCUAACCACGCUGACAUCAGUACCUUUCAUAACUACCCAAGGCUGAUGGCCGGGCAGUCUUUUCAAAGGUGCGUUCAAGGUCAUCCGUAUCAGAGAUGACUGUCUGGUCAUGAUUGACAUUUUGGGUUUUUUUGGCACCACGACAGAGGACAUAAUCUUGUUGGAAAUAUCUGUUUAUCAGACAUGAGGAUUUGAUUCUGUUCUUAGCAGACUGUCUAUGUUAAAAAAAAAUAGAAGCAGAGUUGCAUAAUGUUACUAUAAAGUAAUAUUCUUCAAAAGCCUCAUGUGAAGUUCACACAGGUAAUUUAGUGUGUUUUUGACGUGUCUUAAGUUCACUGAAAACCUGUCUAGCGAGUCAAUAGAAAAAAAAGCUGCAGGGGAUUUGAUAGACAGGAGCUCAGUGUUUCAGAGGUCCACCCCCUGAUGGAUCAUUUUUGUCUGGACUGGUCUCAGCUAUAAUUUCUUUCUUUUUUUCACAUUUUUAAAUAGAAAUUAGUGAUCAUUUAAUAUAAAUUUUUAGCCACUUGAAAUAAGUAAGAAAAUAUACAUAAAAUAUACAUGGUAAAACUGCUUUUUUCUAUAAAUUAGAAUAGAAUUUAUGUAAAACCCUUGCCAGUGACUGUUCGAGGUUUAAUAUGCUGUCAUUGGGGAUUGAAAGAUAGCGGCUCUAUUGGCCUUUUGAGGCCCAAUGUGAUGCCAACAAUAUCAAAAUGCCAGUUUUUGGCCUAUUAAUCAAUCUAUCUCUAAUACAAAUGUCUAUCUUAAAAUGUUUCAAUGCAGUGUCACCUACGUUUUUCCUUUUGCUCCUGUUUUUUAGCUUGUUCUUGGGUCUAUUGUCCAUUUGGAUCGUAUUUUGGUUCCCCUUUGUCUCAACUUAAUUUGAUUAUUUUCACUUGACCUCUGCUGUGACCCCUAAGGGGGGAUCCACUUAAAGGGGUGUGUGCAUUUUGAGUUGGGGGGGAGUAGGUUACUCUUAUUCAAACAAGCUGUUGCAACAGGAAAUUGACAGCAACCCACAGGUAGAUGGUUAGCACUUACCAGAACAGCAGUGGUUCGAGUCCAAACUUGGAUCCCUCUGUCAGGCUGCUCUUUGUCCAUCCUGGCCUUUUUGACUGAGUACACUACAGAGUGAGCCUGAACCAAUAACACUGAUUACAUUAAGUGGGAUGAUCUGAGAUGAUGAUGAUGAUGAUGAUGAUGGUGAUGAUGAUGAUGAUGAUAAUGACCAGAUUAUACAAAGAACACAUUCCCGCUUUACUGCUCAUAUCUCAGAAUUUCCACAGAUAAAGUGCUAAUUGUAAUCUGAAAUAAUGGAUAGAGACCCGGAAAGGCGGGGUAGAAUUAAUUUAUACUUUUUAAGAUCUUUUAAAGGCAAAACUUCUUCCAUUUUUCCAACAGCAGCAAAAACACUCAACACUAAGAUAUUUUUGGAAAACCAAGAUGUGCACUGCACCGAAAAGGAGGCAGCAGAAGAUGUGGAGUGGUGAUUACAGACGUCUGGAACUGCUGAAUCAUCGCCUGCUCUUUGGCUGAUUCUUUCAAAGCAGCAAACUGUAAAAUACAAACAUCUCAAACAAGCUUCUUUGUCUUUUAAUCCUCAGUUUAUUGUUAAACAGAGCGUGAAUACAUCAAUUGUUUAACACAGGUCACUCAUCCAUGGAGAGGCGCUGCAUUUAAGAGCCCCUAAUGUAGUUCUAAGACAAGUAUGGUUAGCAUCCUGGAAGUGCAAAUCGAAAUACACAACUAUGAUUAAUGCAUGACUAUCUUUUCUCCUUAUUUUUAGUCUGCACUUUCAUUUUUGUCUGAUUUGAUCUGGUGAUUUUUUCUUUCCCAUAAACCAACUUAGGGCUGGGUGAUAAACCGAAAAUUUACCUGUCCUGAAAUUUACGACAAUAACCGUAAAUCCAAACAAUAAAUAAAUAAAAGUCGGUUUUGGUUGUGUGUAGGUAGGCUAUGGUCUCAUGUCUUUUUAAGACACUGUCCUACGUCAGAGACAUGACUCCACCACAUCCAGUCUGUAACAAAGAGCGAAAGACGGGUGAGGAGAUGUAGGAGGGUUCAAAAGUUGUAGUGGCUGGAGCGGUGGUUGAAGUAGACGAAGUAGCAGCUUGUGGAGUAGUUAUCGCCAAUUAUCGUUAUCGAGGUGAACUGCUCAAUAUUUCAUGAUAUUGAUUUGAGGCCAUAUCACCCAGCCCUAAAACAACUGCUUAAUGUUGUGACAGGUGUAGACUCAGACUUGGAAAAAUAGGUUUACACCAACCUCAGUCAAAUCUAAACUCACAUCCAUCCAUCCAUCACUCAUUUAAAGUUAAUGCUAUAGUGUUACAGGAGUGCUGGAGCCAAUCACAGCUGGCAUAAGGUCAGGGGUGGAUGAUGCACAUGUUUGACAUUCAUAAGUUGCACUAAAAAGCCAUUUUUUUCAUGGAGUCUAAAGAUGCGUCGCUUAUUCCCUUGAGAGAUCAUAACUUGAAACAAAACCUUUAUCACUUAUAUUUCAAGCUGAGCCCUGCAUUACUCCUCAAAGCAAAACAAUUGAUUGAAUCUACACUAACAGGGCGUGUUUUGGGUAAGCCGUUAUCUGUCGGAAUCUUGUAGGGUGUUUGCCACACUGUGGCUGUGGCAGGGGAUGGUUUUCUAACACAUGGUGUUUCAAAGCUAAAACAGUCAGUGCAUGUUUGAUAAGGAGAUAUGACCACACAGUGUUGAACAGAAUAGCCUUUGCUCUCUCCCCAGAUAAGUGUUGUCAUUUCCAGGAUAUAAACCAGACUGAGUCAUAUGCAGAUUAGUCAGGCUGGGUGUUUCUAAAGUUAAUCUGGCCGGCAGAAACUGGGCUCUGAUGAAUGAACAGGAUAGUAUGUCUGUGAGAGCUGCUCCACCUAGCUUUUUUUAAGACAUAUUUUUGAUGCCUGUAGAACAUACGGCGCUUCCUCUCAGUCACAAUUUGUCAUCUGGUUAAUGUGCAGUUAGACAGGAAGCCGAUGUAACUUGAUACUCAGAAGAGGACUGUGUGACUAAGGCUGAUGAAACACUUUGAAAUAAUCAAAAAAUAAAAAAGUUCUGGAACAUGAAAAGUUUCUGCCGUUUCUUAAUGUAACUUUAAUUCGGGUUAGUUUUAUGCUUUGAUAUUGUGAAUCCUGGGUUUGCUGUUGCUGAAGAGCAGGAAAGGAAGCAGAUUUGCCUCUGUUUUUUCAGUUUCUCUCAAUAUUCACUGUAUUAAAAAAGCAAAAAAAGGGGGGGUUACAGGUAGGACCAACAUCAAGUCCUCAUCGGCCCAGCUUUAUUUACUAAGACAGUCAAUCUGUUUGGUUGGUCUGCCAGAGGGAGUGCACUGUCUUCACGUCCACACCAUUUCUUUCUCCUCUUCCUCCACCCCCUCUUCCUCCUGCUGGGAUCAGUGGUGUUGCAGAGUCAUCUGUAUGCCUGAGAUUGAAACAGGGAGAGAAUGAUUACAAGAGGGAACGUUUGUGUCCUUGUGCUCGUGUGUGGUCAUUUCCAACCGCAGCCACUUCAAUAUUGGUAGUGACAGUGGUGAAUAUUAAUGUGUAACUUUGCUGCAUUCUCACAAAGGGCAGGUAUACCAGCUCUUCUUAUUUAUAUGGUUGAGAAUUGGUUUUUGUUGUGACAAAAACGUGAAUCCUUUUGGAAAAAUCUCAGGGUGAAGAUGAUUGAAUGUGGUAAAAAAAAGCAAAAGGAUAAAAGAAAAACAAUAUUUUCAGUCCCACUCUGAUCGUUUUUUAAGUGUUCUCAGUGGUCUUUAAAUUGUGAUUAUCAAGUUUUUAGCCAAAAUCACGUUACCUGUGUCAUUUUCAAGGGAUUUUCUUCUGCAGAGCUCCUGUAGCUCAUUAGUAAUUCACCUCUGAGUCGUAGGCGGAGACAGCGCUGCUCUGUACACUCCUCUUCAUGCUAGCUUGCAGCCUGCCAGUGUGGUAGAAGUAGCAGGUAACAUAGGAGCUAUUCAGCUCUCUGACACCAAUGUCUUUAGGGACAUGAUGAAAGUUAAUAUCAUAAUUAGCUUUCUUACGAGCUAAUUUUGUAAUAUUACGCUAACGCUAACAUACAUGUUUGUUCCGCGAUCGCCUUCUCUAUUUCCCCGAGUCUGGCCUGCAUAGCGGGGCUCUGGAGGUGGAGCUUGGAUUUGCUACGUAGGAAAUCUCACUGAAUCUGAACCUGUGGUUUAGUCCUGCCAGAGAUUCACAGUGAUUUGAAUGCAGAAAUACUCAGAAAUGCAAUUUUGUGCUUAUUUUUCUCAUGAUAGCAUCAGAAAAAUGCAAUAUGAACAUGUAAACAACAAGAAAAACAUGAUUUUCAUCGAAGUGGGUCUUUAAAAAUUAAGCCUGUAUGUCAGAAAUACUUGCAGUGUGCUUUGUGCUGGUUGAAAGAUUGUAGCUUGGCUAAAUGUUUACCAUAUAGACUGAAUGUAAUACAGAAACUUGAUGCCAAAUGCACAAUGGAUUAUGAACCAAUAUAGCUUAUUAAUCUUUUUUGGUAGGCUCAUGAGGACAAGUAAUCAGAUGGUUCCACUUAGCUUAUUUACAGAUAUCAGGAAUUAAGCCAUAGUGCAGGUUUUUGUACUAGGGUGGUUUAUGAGGACCCCCUGGAAACCCGGCUCUGCCAAAGAUUCACAGAUGGUGCCAUUUUCCUGCCACAGAUGGCAGAGGAAGUGGGAAUAUUUGGCUUUAAGCACAGGUUCUGAGUGGUUAUGUAAAUGGAGAGGGCUGUGAUUUAGAGUUUAAUUGUCUUGUUUGAUUUCAAUGAUUGUCCAUUAUGAGUUGUUAGAACACAACUUGCGGCUGGAACAUGCAUACAAAAUUUAUCUGGGCUUCUGCUGCUCUAGUUUGAUUCUUUCUUUUGUGCACUCGAGUAUAUAUAACGCGCCUCUAAGGGUGACCUGACCUUUAACUGUGGCAUGUACAAAAAAUUCACCAAGUCUAUCACAUCAGACUCCUCUCUUCAUCACAUAUUGUUAAAGAUGUUUUAGAUAAUGGCUGUUCAUCCACAACCCUGCACAGAUGCUGCCGAGGCCAUCUGCCUUGUUUGUGCUGCAGAUGUUGAACUCUCUGUUCUUCGUGCUAGAAUGUCCUUGUUCACUCCGUCUGUGACUGAGUGUGUGUUUCCCUCGGGCUUCUUUCCUCGGGCAGGUUACAGUGCGAGUGCAAGCAUGUCACUCAAAAAUUCCACACACACCAUUUUCAUGCACAUACAAACACUCUUGCAGUGCAAGCGUUUCCUUUGCAGCAUCAGUUUGUGUCCCUGCAGCUGCAACAGAAAACACAGACUGUCUGCUCUUGACAUUUUCACUCUUUAUUUAACUGGGUUUUUUUAUAGCUUGGUUAAGGAGAGCUCUAUGUCUUUAUGUGUUCUGUAAUCCAGAGCAUGUUUUUGGCACCAUGAUGUAUGGGUGUAGUGGUUGUAAAUCACAGUGAAAGGCCUCAGUUAGCCUCAAGAGUUUAGUCUAAAAUGUGACUUCAGGAAUCUGAGGUUUAGGGUACAGGAGUCUCAUGCAAUCCAAGCUUUCUCUCUGCCUGGGGUCUCUGGUCCAGCAGUCCUCAUCCUCUGAGUAUCCAUUUGUAUAUUUAUGUUUUCUCUGAAAGUACACAGAGUGUGUAUAGGGGGGAGCAGGCUGGGCUUUGCUCUGACUUUUGAGUGAGGGAUUUUAUUGGUGUUCUCUGCACUGAGUGUGUUGCAGGCUUGAGAGAGAGAGAUAGAUGAGGACUUUGCAGUGUGAAAUAUGAUACUGCACAGUCAACUCUCCCCUGGAGCUGGGAAAAUGUGAGGGAGAGACUAAGAAGCCAUGAUGACAGAGAGGGACUUUAUUGAUGUUGGGUCUCUAUGAAAGAGAAGAGGAAUACUCUAGAGGUACAAAUGAUCAUUUAUGAUCCACUUCAAACUUGUGAAUUAUUGAGGAAAAAGAGUCUUUUCGAACAGCAAAAUCUUAACAUUUCAUGCUGGUUAAGACGAGAAAAGAUAAGAAAAUGAAGAUGGACUGAGAAACUGAAGUGUGACUCUUCAAGAUGAGUCUUGCAAACAUACCCUUGUUUAAAAACAGCCGAACAUCUUAAACAGUUGAAAGCUUGAAAGGCUUAAUCCCUCUUUAUCAGGUCUUUCUGCAACCAUAAUCUGACAGUCUGACCAUUUACGCCGACUCAAUGCUAAACCAAAUGUUUAUUUAUUCUUCUAUACAGCUGCAGAAGCUCUGACUGAGCCUCUCAGCUAGGAGCAAACACCUUUUUCCCUCAUAGCACGAAGAAAAAAAAAAUAGUUUGAAAAGCCCCAGUGCCUUAGUAGAGAAAGAAAAUCCAACUGAAAGGAGAUAAAUCAGCCUCAGGGACAAUGUGUUUUGGUCAAAGUUUGCUUGUCAUUGUAGGAAAAUGUGAAAGUGAUCAGAAACUGAAAAGGUGUGCUUUUUCUCCAGUUCACUUAGAGUCAGGCUAUCGUUAAGUUUUGCUCAAAUUAUUAAAAGUUUACAGGUUUAGAGACUUGGAAUGAAAGAAAUACUUUAGAAACAUGCGUGUUUGCAAUCUGAGUAUCAAAAAGCGAAGUCUUUGUACUCAAAACACUUAGUAACUCUGAGUGAAAUCAAAGCAGGUGAUUCAGCCCAAAAACUAUAAAGCCCUACAAAGCCAUUCAGUCGGUAGCUAAUGGGGAAAAACAUGUUCAAAUUACCAUCGUAAUAACUUCCUGGAGCCGUGACAUUCUUACUUUGUGGUCACCGUAUAAUCAGGGUUUUAUAAUGCCAGAUCCUUUUUAGCCGGACUAGAGCAGGUCAGGAAGUGGAUGCAAAUUGUCGGCACAGGCUGACCCAGUUGUCAACAGCCUUGGCAAGGUGUUUGAGAGGAUCACUCCUUUAAUGUGCCUUUUUUAGACGGAUGCUAAGGUGCAGAUGAGGAAAGAGAGAGAGAAAGAGGGAGAGAGAGAGAGAGGGUGUGUUCUCAGUUCAGCGUGCAAUCCAAUUUCAUUUGAGUACUUGUUCAUGUUUGUGUGUGUGUGUGACUGUUGGAUGGAGGUGCACACAUAAGUGAGUGUAACUUUGAGUGCAUGCUUUUGAUUGUGUGAAAAGGUCAGACAUUUGUGCAACAAGGGAGUCGGGUUGGUAAUCGGGGAGAAUUAAGGUCAGCGUGUAUGUGCGUGGCUCUGAUUGUCAGCAGGCUGGUACUGGUGGCACUCAGAUCAGGCUGAAAAUAAAACAUAAGAAGAAACUAAAUUGAACUAAUUCAGCGUAUGAUCACAACAAAGAAUGCAAGUGUUCACACAGCUUUGUGUUUGAUACACUAUCGGCUGUUGAGGAAGUCGAAUAAUGUUCCCUGAGGAGAAGUGUCGCAUGAGUGGAAAUUUUGUAUGGCAGUAAUCAGCUUCAUGCUUGGCAUACUGCGUGUAUGAUUGAGCCUCAUUUUACUUUCAAUUCAAGGAUUAUAUAAAGGAAUGGGAUUUUGGAGAUAAAUGAUAAACACCUCUGUAUGUCUGAUUUUAUAAUAAAUAAUGUAAAGACUACUUAAAGACUGAACCAGAAAACCUGUUUUGGACAGAAUAAACAAAACUGGUCCUUGGUGUAAAUGUAACCACUUAUUUGCCUAAGAUUAUAACCUGAUGAAAAUUUAAGGCCACAGGUAUCUACAGCAGGAAUGUUCCAAUUGUGAAACAGUAGGAAAAAAAAAACAUAUAAAAUUGACAACAAUCAGUUUGGUCCACUUGCUUCAGCAUUCGCAUGUCUGUGCAGGAGUGUAGGACAAGGAGUGUAACACUACACAACAAUUGCGGUCUGGUAUGCACAGAAACAGACAACAUAGAUGUCCAUCCAUCAGUCCUCAGAGCUACAGCAGAUGCUGUGCACAGCAGCAGCUUUUGAGGCUUGGUUUGACUUUAUGGAUUUUGUAUCAGGGCACUAUUACCUUAAACAUGCAGUUAAAUCCUGUGCUCUACACAUGUGAAUACGGUUGCGGAUCUGCAUAAAAACUCCAGUUGUGUUUGUCAUCGCUUUAGUCCAUUCAGAGUUACCAGGUAAAGGCAGCUGAGUUUGGAGAACAGUGGUUUUUUUUUAUCUUUGCAUCUGUACUGUACCACUUCAAAUGUAUUCAUAAGUUUGAUAUGUUGUCAGCAAUGAACCUGACUGCUGACAAACAGAAUCAGCAAACUACCUUCGAUUUAUCUACCGUAGUGUUCCAACACAGGAGAUCUUUAUGUCAGUGGAGGAUCUUCUAGUUCUUGCUUGUCUUGUGUUUAGCCGAAUGCCAUGUGCACUAGGGCUGGGCGAUAUGGCCUCAAAUCAUUAUCACAAUAUAUUGAGCAGUCCCCCUCGAUAACGAUAAAUAGAUAAUAACUACUCCACAGGCUGCUCACCCCUCCCACAUUAACUUUGUCUACUUCAGCCGCCGCUCCAGCCGAUACAACUUUUGAACCGUCCUCCAUCUCCUCACCUGUCUUUCCUUCUUUGUUACAGACUGGAUGGGGUUUGAGUCACAUCUCUGACUUAGGACAGCAAGACCAUAGCCUACCUACACACAUCCAAAACGAACUUUUAUUUAUUAGUUUUUUUGUCGUAAAUUUUGAUAUUGGUAAAUUUUCGGCUUAUUAACCAGCCCUAAUGUGCACCGUACAGGAAGUCCUGUACUUAAUAGGUCCAAUAUGAAUAUGUGUACCUUUACACCUCUACUUGUUAUAGAUUGCUUUGGUCAAGUGGUUGCAUAAACCCAACACAGCCUGUGUGCAACUCCAUCUCCAUUUUCUUCACUAUUAUACAGCCGUACUGCACAACAUCAAGAGAUGCUGGCUACAGAUGGGAAGCUGUGCUACAGCUAAGACACAUUAAAUAACCAACAUUUCUAGCUCGAGUGAUAUAAACAUUAAGUUAAAGUUUAACCGACUUGUAAUUGUGGUGCCAACUUGUAAGAGUGACUGUGUUUUUGUAAACGUCUGCCAUAUUUGAAGCUGAAGAUUACAAAAGCCUUUUUUGUUCUGAAAACAAAGCUGCCUGAUGCUCUGUCAGGUUGCUUUUCACCCAAAGCUUGAUGAGAUUAUAUCCGUUCUGGUGCUGAUGAGCGAGUGUGACAGCGUUUAAUCAUUGAGCCGACUAAUGCAUAUACAUCCCUGAUUUACAAAACGCAGUAACCUGAAUGUCUCAUGUUUACAUUUUUUAUGGGCAUAUGUAUGUAAUAAGUCUGUUAUUUAAACACUGCAUGUACCUAGAAAUAGAAGUAAGAGUUAAAUGUGUAUUUUUCUAGAGAGAUUCAGAACCAGCAACCAUUUUCUUAGUAGUAGUCGUAGUAGCACAGAGAUCCUAUUUUGAUUGUGUUUCUUUAGAUUGAAUCAGACUUUCAUUAUGUACUGCUUGUUGGUCUUGGCCUUGGUGUUGAAGACAUUAUGUUGGAUCAGUCAUGGGAAAAUAGAAUUGUAGUAGUAGUAGUAGGGAAUGGGGGAAAACUACAGAUCAAUAACAAGACUGCUUUGGUUGCUGCCCACCAGAUAGAGAGAGAAAAGAAGAGUGAGGAAGGGAGGAGAAAGGAGUAGGAGAGGGUGAGAAGUAUGAAAAGGCAGAGGAAUGGAGGUGUAGAAGAACUGAGAGGGCACUGUCUGUUCUGCAGCUAUAGGCUAUUAGCACCUACAGUUGGCGGUUAUCCUGAACAGUGAGAGCUGCAGCCGAAUCCCAACAGCCCAGUCACGAAGCAGGGGAGAGCUGAAAGACACUGAGGAUUGACAGGCAGUGGAAGUGGAAGUGAAGAGAGUGAAGAUAUAAAGCCAUACAUAUUGCAUGUACAUGCCUCAGUGAAGCUACAAAUAUGCUCCUCCUGUCUUCAUUUUUAACCUGUGCAUAUCGCAGCAUUCCUGCUCUCUGGGAGGUUUGAAAAGGCUCUGUGGCAGCUUUCUCUCCGGUUCCUUCAAACAGAAAAAUUCACCUCUCUGCUGACUGGGUGGUCUCUGUUUGCACCCACCACACUAGUAUUAUUUUCAGGACUGAUCUUGAGCUCUUUGGUAUAAAUCUGAGACAACAAAGACUAAUAUCUUAAACCAUUAGAUUAAACACUGAUUCAGUGGUUUCUCACCCUAUGUUGUACAACAUACAUCCUUGCAUAUCUAGAUUGUCAACAUUAGGGGCAGGAGAAAAAAUCGAUGCAGCAUAGUAUUGUGAUAUUUUGUCUGGUGAUAUAUUGUAUCGUCUCAUUUACCAGGGAUCGAUUUUUUCAAAUUAAAUGCUAUUAUGAGGUCAAAUCAAUGAUAAUGGAAAAAUAAGUUUGUCCAGUAAAGUUGGUAGAGGUGACAUCAUAGAGCAUAAGAAACUUAGUACAACAAAUAUAUAUGAGGUUUGCAAGAUGUGCUAAAUGAAAAUAUAAUGUUGUGUAAAUAAGACUAACAUCAGGACAAAACUAAUGCUAAAUUAGCUAAACAGUUUAAAAAAUUGUAUAAAUCACAACAUAUUGUAUCCUGGCCCAUGAUACAAUAUAUUGUGUCACGAUAAUAUCGUAUGAUGACCCAAGUAUUGCAAUAGUAUUGUUUCAUGGUCCAAGUAUUGUGAUACUAUCGUUUUGUGGCACAAGUAUCAUGAUAAUAUCGUAUUGUGGCCCAAGUAUUGUGAUAAUAUUGUAUCGUAGGGGUCACUGGUAAUUCCCACCCCUAGUCAACAUAGUAGAUACUUAAGUAUUUUUCAGUACUGGAUGCCUUAAACAUUUUUUUUAAACGUUUAAUAGCAUCAAAAAGUACCAAAGCUCACAAAUACAAUUCUGCGCUCAUCACUCUGUCACCACAUUUCAAGGUUCAAGGUGAUUUUACUUGUACAUGCAGGUAGAUCAAGUUUUCAGUGAGAAAGACAGUUCUGUUUUCACAAACAAGCAGCACAAGACAAUACAUGGCAAACAAAAGCAGUGACAUUGCUCAGUGCUGAGAGGGAAGCCCUCAAUAAAAACAAGAUAAACUGAGAUCCAAAUGGCUUCCAGUAAAAUAAUAAAAGGAGUAGAAAUAAAAUGUCACCAAGUUGAAUGUCCCAUCAGUAAAAGCAAGAUAAGAUCCUAAAAUAGUGGCUUCACAAGACAGAAUUAGCUUCUGCAGAAUCAGUGCUUUGUCAUUGUGACUUACUGACUUAAGCUGUUAAAAUAUCACUAUGUUUUAGCAAGGAUGCAGAUUAGAAAUCCACAACCAUUUAUGAACAACAUGCAGAAGUCUCCUGCGUCAAAAACAAACACUCUGAGGAGUAAAAGACACGUGCAAACCAGGGAUGGAGCAAGUGAUUCACAUCAGCUGAUUCAUGCAACUUUUUAAUGAAAACUAGACAUAUCUGUUAUUAAAUGUGGUACAAUCAGAUCAAUUUAAAAUGACAUAUUCUAUACAUUUAUAUAUUUUUCAAUAUGCUUAUUUUAUGUGCAUGAACCAAAAGCGUAUACUACUGCAUUGGAGAACAGCAGAGGAGUCGUGCAAAACAAAAAAGACAGAGGCUUUCAAAUCAAAAGUUUGGGAACACUGGGUUUUACAGAGAGACUUGGCAACUUGACAAGUUAGAUGCAAUUUACAAAAUGUGCUGUGAUGCUCCAAAGUACACAGGCAGCAUUAUUAUAAACCCACCUGAGGCAGGGACAUGGUGUAACUGCAGAGGUGCUGCUAGAAUAAUGUUCCUCAAUGUAAAAUUACACAAAAAAGUGAGGACUUAAUCAACUGCAGUGCUUAAUACCAGGAACAAUCAUUAGAGAUAGGAACAAUAACUAAAACUGGAUGGCUGUGAUGCUUGGCCAUCAGGGUCACUGCAUUAAAAACAGACAUAGCUCUGUGGUGAGAAUCUCCUCAUUGGCUCAAAAUCACUUCUGAAUAACCGUUUCUGUGAUUAAAGUUUGUUGCUGCUUCCAUAAAUGAAACCUUUUCACAAACAUGGUUUAGAAAUACUGGCUGCACAUUUUAGAUGUACUGAUACGCAGUGGAAGUAAGAUACAACAAAGAGAUGCAUGCAAGAAGUACAUUCUUUUGCGAUGGCAUGGCCCUGAAGUAGGAGAGUGCUUUUGCCUGAUGGUAGGGCUGCACGAUUUUGGCCAAAAAUUAAAUCUCAUUUAUUUUCUCUGAAAACUCGAAUUUAGAUUUAGAUUUUUUAUUCAGUGAGAACUUCACCAAACUUCAGAAAAGACAGAAGGGGAUGGUGCACUUCACUUCACCUUUAUUAUUUCCCAAAAAUGGACAAAUCGGGUUGCAGCAGGCACAGACAUUUAAAACACUGCCAUACAUCAUUAAAAGAAAAUAAAUCAAAUAAAAUACAUCUACAUAAAACAGUUCAGGAGGUAAAAAGCAUUAAAGAUUAUUUAGAAGGUAAAAAGAAAAGCAUAUGUCAGUCAUACCAGUAUUUUUGCAUGAACAGAGUGCAUAAGAUAAAAUACAGAAACAAAGUGCAAUGUGCGGUUUGCAUGCGUAGUAAGGUUGUCUUGGCUGGACACGCCCAGACUCCAUUAAAGAGUUAUGCCAUGUGUAACAUAAUUGUUUCCAGAAAUGCAGAUAGGCAUCCACACAAAGAUGAAAUGGUAGUUGUUUACGGAUUUAUGCACUCUCGGUGGCCUACGGUGGCCUGGAAGUGUGAGACAUGAUAGAGGGGAGAAUCAAUUUGACGAUUUAAUAAACUGAUUACAAUUUUAAAUCAAUUAAUCGUGCAGCCCCUACUUGAGGGGUUGAAUUAUUGUAUUGCAUUGUGCAUUAUGACACAGUGGAGACCCCAAGGUGAAACUAUAUAAGACGAGAAUGGUACAUUUAACUGUAAAAACACCAGAAAAUGUUGUCCUUGGUUUCAAAUAAUUGUUGUGAAAACAAGAGGUGAUGUGACAUAAUAGUAAAAAGAAAAUUUUAAUGUGUUACCCGCUCCAAAUUUAAAAUGGGUAUAUGCUGAAGAAAAAGGUCCUACUUUCAUUUGAUUAAUAAAUGGUCAAACUCACUGAGUUUUUGAGGAUCAUUGCUUCACAUUGUUGAACCACGUUGUAUUGUAUCACAAUGGUAGUUACUGCAUGUGUAUCUAUGCAUUAGCUUAUUUACACUUUAUCAUGAUGAGUAUCGUCUUGACCUUGCACCAGAAAUUCCUGACCUCAAUACAAACAUAAAAAUUUUUUUAUCGUAGAGGUGACAGAUGCAACUUUACAAGUACUUCUCAAUGUCAAGACGUGAAUUUCUCUUUUGAAUUUAGUGGAUCAAAAACAAAGAGGAGGAGCUUUUGAAUUGAACAGCUGUGGAGUUUGUUCCCAAUAAAACAAUAAAGCUUUCAAUCUUUGAAUCAUGAGUGACUCAUUGAGAACAUUUGAGGUGGACAACAUGACCAAGGGUGCACAAGCGGCCAUGACUAUAUUCUGAAGUCAAAGAAAGCACCUUCAUUUCUAUGAAUCACCCAUUUCCAAACAUGCUCCUGUUCUUGUUUACCUGAUAACAGUGUUGACUCAGUUGUGUGUGUUUGAAUGUAUUUAUGUGAUUGUGCAUGUGUACAGAGGUUAUGGCUGGAUGAGCAAAGAUCAUAAAUGUUCUUAUCGAUGGUUUGGAGGUAUUCCAGGAAAUGGUUGAACAAGGUUAAGGAGAAAAACAAAGGAGACGACAUGUCUAAUGCAUAUCUGCCAUCUUUGUCCAUCACCUCAGGUAAUUAGUAUUCAUGCUGUAUUCACUGACACUUCAUGCUGAGAUGGAUGAAACCCCCCUCAGGCUCCACACAUGUGCGCGUGGCUUUAAGUGUUAGAAACAGGUGCACAUUUCACGAUUUGCUCUUUGUUUACAUUGCUAGUGGCAGCGAGGAGGGUAAAGUUGGUGUGUGUGUGUGUGUGUGUGUGUGUGUGUGUGUGAGUGUGUAUGUGUGUGUGUUAAGCCUCCUGUUGAAGGAGUCAUAAUGCUGGCAACACCGGCCCCUGUGGUGCAGCCUCUUCCCAACCUGCCACUUAGACUCCAGACUCUAGAGACCCUUAGACCUAGGCCUUUAAUGCAUGUACAUAUAUAUAUAUGUGUGUGUGUAUGUGUGUGACAGUUGUUUCUGUCACUUCAAAACACUGCAGUUGACCUGCAGAAGAGGCCUCAUAAUAAAGCUGCCUGCUGUCAGAGCAGAAGGAGGGGAAAACAGUGGAUAUGAAAGAAUUGCAAAGAAGGUAUGACGGUAAGGAAGCCAAGAAAUGCAGGUUGUAUGAAGUAUCUUAAUGACGCACAAAGACGUGCUCGGGUAAAUGCUAUUUUGCAAGGUUGUUUUGCAGAUAAAGAAUAAGCCUGCUCUAGUAGGGGGAGGUCAAGGUGAAAGCUGAGGUGUUUACAAGUCAAGGUUGCAGAGUAGUGGAAGAAUAAUAGUCAGGAGGAGGAGAAGAUCUUGGAGGUGGUGCAGGAGGGCUGACGUGAUGGUCAGUUAAAUCUUGAGGCUGGCCAGGUGCCAUUAGAUUAGCAGAUAACUGCACAGCAAUCCGAUUAAGAGCUAGUUUAUCAAACAGUGAUGUUGGGAGCACCAGAGUGGAACACAGGUGAAGGCCAAACGGCAUGUCCCAGGGCGACAAGCACAAGCAUACAUUCAGGCAUAGGCGUGCACGUGCAAUGUUUGCUAAUGUUGUUAAAUGCUUUCCUGUCCUCCCAGGAGUUUGUCCUUGUGAGAGGAUGUGCCUCCCCUCCCUCUUCUCCUGCCAGGCCCCUCCCUCCCCUGUCAGCUCACUUCCAGACAAGGGAGACAUUGAGGAGGAGGAAGAGAUGGAGGAGGAGGAUCACAUUUCCAAGAGUCAACGCUGCAGAGGUGAUAUAGGAGGCUGGCAGCCAGCUAUCAGUCAUAAGCGACUUCCUUUGCUUGGCUCGUGCCAAGCACCUCCACCGUCUCCUCCCCCCACUUUAGGUAUUGAUCUCAGACUGACAGGAACUGUGAUCGCCAGUGAGGUUGAGACUGUGUGUUUGCUUGCCAUCCUUUAUGUGAUACCUCUGUAUGUUAUGGCUGUCAUGUAUGUAGGGCCAUUAUCCUGCUUGUGGUAUCAGCUCGAUUGCUACAGCCCUUAUUGAUGGAGCUCUUGACUGGAAAUAAAUUGAAAUAGAGGUCUGAACUGUGGAAAUGUGUUAUUGACUAUGCCGGGGCCUUGAAGUGGAAUAUAUUCCUGCAGCCCCCACAUGCCUGCAGGGCCACAGCUUUCAGCAAAUAAUGACCUUGCAGGAUUUUAGAAAAUAUCAAGAACAUACCUUUUAAAAUCGAAAUUGUUUUUAACUGCGAAAUCUUCUUGGAAAUUAUACAUUUUUGCACAGUAUGAACUCGGGUCUUUCAGUCCUUGUGACUCAUACUGACAGAGUCUAGUUUUGAGGUACCCAUGGUGAAAAAGAGCUCAGAAAGAAACUCUAGAAUUUAGUGCUAAACUCCCUGAAACAACAUCAGUGUUUGUGAUGGCGUGUGCCCUCUCAGCUGUGAAAAUUGCAGCCCAUCAAAUAAAACAGGUGACUAUUUGCUUAACAGCACUCUGAGGAUAAACUCUCUUAGAUCAGCAAAGUUGUUAAAGCAAAAUGGUCUGGUUCUGAUCCCAAACUUCAGGAUAGAGCGAGAAUUUAGUUCUUGUUACUAUUGGAUGCCAAAAAGGACCUGACAAAGCUUCCUGAACAGCUUGCUAGAUCCUGUUAGUAACAGAUGCCUCACCUGUUUCAGUCCUUUUAAAAGUGCCGAAUUGAACUCUCAAAUCUUAGUCAAAUUUGAAGAAAAUACUCCUCAACAGAUUUUAUUUGCCCGACUUUAACACAAGCUAUUCAUCAAACCAUACACGUCAUAGUAUAUGUCUUUUCUUCAAGGCGUAUAUAAGUCAAAAGCUCCCCUUACAUUUGCGUGAUGUUUGAUUGAGAAGCUCUAAUUUGACUUCUGUAUCGAGUCACUCUACUCAUCAAUACCCCAGCACCUUUAAGCUGAUUCAUUCCUCGACUGAGAGUGACACCUGCCUGAAUCAGCCCGCGAUUUUCCCCUUUAGUCAUCCAUUAAAAAUUUAUUCCACUGUUGAUUAAAGCUCAUCCGUGUCAAGCACGCUGUGCUGUGCAUAAUACUGUAACAGCACUGAUAGCUGGGGUGGAAAAAUAAGCACACAGCUAUUCCCAUAAGCCCGUCAUGCCUGAGCUAGUCAUAUGACUAGAACAACUCCCACAUUAAGGUCAGAUUAAAACAGAAGUGCGGUGUCACCGUGAUCUGGAGUUUUUGGAUAUCUCCGGCUGUUUUAAUGAGUAUGUUUCUGGGAGGAUCUUGGACUCCUUUCCUCUCCUUGAAGUCAUCAAAAAAAAAACUCAAACAACCUUGAUUAUUUUCAAUCAUGAUGUGAGUGCUUUGUUUUCACGUCUUGCAUAAUUUGGUUGUUUUCUGCGUCAGCACACAGGAACUGCUGCUUUAUCUGGUCUUGGAGCAUGACAGAAAGUGAAAGAGGAUGUGCAGCGGGAAAUUGUUUUCCCUCUAGCCUUUAAAAAGCAGAAGCUAAAAGCUGAACAAUCAGCUGGAAAACGCAUCCAGUCAACUCUAUUUGUGUGUACAUGUUGUGUGUCUGAGGAGGAGAGACAUCUGUGUGGUAAUGGCUCACAUGGUUUUGUCUGUGUGUGUCUGACAAAUGGAUGUGGGAUGAUUUUAGACAGCGGGUCAUGGGGGGUACAAACAAAUGGCUCGGAUCCGGAACAAGAGUGCGAACAGCAAAAGCACUCAAUAAAAGUGAUGUGUGCAAAAAUCAGUGUGGGUUCAGAGGUCUAACAUAGAUGGUUGUCUGAUUUGAUCUGUGAUUUUGUGAAAGUUUGGGUGACUCAGUCUUUGUGCUGCGCAUGCUUGCAUUACGCUGACUCUGCACUUAUGGAGAGCAACUGAAAGAGAGAGAGAGAGAGAGACUCUGUGAAGUGCACUGAUGAGAGCUCUUGUAGUUUUUUUUACAAACAGCUGUCCAUCACUCCUUCCUCACUAGUGUGAUGUGAAGCAAUAGACCUGUGUGCAUGGAAACUGAUAUUAAACCUAACACAUUGAAAAGCACAUUAGAGGAGUGAGAGAAAAAAGUGUGAUCCUAAUUAUGUUCCAAUCUGUAUCUAUCUGAACAUUUCAAUGUGUUUCUUAUGAGCUCUUUCUCCAAAAACAGACUGAUCUCUGCUCCCUUUGUGUUUCCGUAUCUGCCCUUUGACACUGUGAAAAAUCAGCCACUGCGCUGUGCCGGAAAGAGCAUGUGAGCAAACACCCACAGCUCCAGCUACCUUCUCUCACACUCCCAUCGUCCUGUGUAUUGAUUCCUCUCUGCAUUUUCACACUGUUUGGGCAGAGUUAAAAGAGGAUGACUCAUUUUGUCGUGUCCAUUGUUUUCCUCGUGCACCGGCGGUAUACACUCAGAUUCGUGUCCUUCAAACCACCUCUGCACAGCUCAGGAACUGGAUGUAUUCGGCUGAGUGAGUGUACAUAGCUGCUUUCAGCUUUAUACCACUGUUACUGAGCUUUUCCUCUCUCAUCUUCAUCACAUCUCCACAAUGAAUGUAUUUCAUCGCUCUGCAGGUGCAGACAUUGCCCUUUUAUAGAUUCUUCAGCGAACAUUAAAUGCUCAGUGUCUCAUUUUGCCACUUUUUUAAAUAGCUAAAUAACACACAGACUUUUAAAUUAAACUUUGAAUAGCUUCCUGCAGCUCUCUCCUGAAAAGUAAGGUCAUGUUUAUUGUUUACGAUGCAAACUUAGAUAUUUAUGGUAUAAGAAUUCAUUAAAAGACAUUGUAAAGAACAGUAUAUGACAUAUGUCAAAACAGGGGGCGUUCAAGAAUUUGACUUUCUGUGUUCUUUAACUUUAAUCACUUUAAGUCAGACUGAGGAUGUUCCUUCCUCUCACUGUCCUUCAGUCACUGACCUUCCUUGAGUCUAAAUUAACAAAUGAAAGAAAUCGCCGAGUUGCUAGGCAACCAGGCCUUUUUAUUCACCCCUUUGUGCAACUCUCUUGACAUCUUAAGUUAAUGAAUUACAGAGGCAAAGUUAAAUGGGUACAAACAUAUAUUGGUGUUUUGAAUGCUGUACUUUGUUCAUGAUAAUCAGGUCUUUUUAGCACUUUAGUGUAACUUUGAGUUUAAGAUCAAUUCUACUGCUUAAAAAAAGGUGCUUUUAAAAACCUUCAUUUGUCGUAGCACUGUAAGGCAACAUGAUACCUCUUAGUUUGAGCAUUUCACUUCGACAGCCCCACAAACAGAGCACUUAGUCUUCAAAGUGACUGUAAAGUUCAACACUUGUCUUCCGCCCUCGCUGUGUGUGUAGGUGCACAACAACACAGCGAGCCAAGCAUGCUCCUGAGAAAGGUUGAAGACAUGGAGUUGUUUUCUAAGGUUUUUUCUUUAAGGUGAGAUGGAGAACUUCGCAGUGUUAAAUUUCCCCUCUGGAAGAGAAACUGAGAGUGUUUUGCCAAAGUUCAGGUUUGAUCAAUCAAUCAUGAAUCAAUCAAUUUUUACUCAUAUAGCGCCAAAUCACAACAGUCUUUAUCCCAAGAUGCUCUCCAAAAGAGCAGGUCUAGACCACACUCAUUGUUUGAUUUAUCACAAAGACCCUAGCUUAAGACGAGACAGAUUUGACCCAUUCCAUCUAACAUGAGUGACUGUGGUAAGGAAAAUAUUCCCUUUAACGGGCAGAGACCUUGAACAGGACCAGACUCGUGUAAGACAGCACCUGCUGCUGCUGAGUUGGGGGGAAACGGAGAGAGAGGCAGAGAGAGAGUGAGGGAGUGGGAAAGAGAGUUUGUUGCAUCAUGCUUUAAGUAAGUGUAGUCCAGCAUGAUAUUUCAGUGGGAUGAUCACCUUAAGAAAAAAUCUCGUUUCAUUGUGAUCACAACUCUAAAUAAGUUAUUGCUCAUGUGUUAAUACAUCUAUGAUUUGUAAACGAUUAAAAUAACGUGAAAUAGAAAAUGGCUUAAUGCUGAUGUUGGCUGUGUUCUGAUGUCAGCUAAUUAGCUGUCAAAAGUGGGAAUAUGGCUGAUAGCGUGACUACAUUAGCUGUUACUUGUGCAAGUAUUAGCUCAAUACAGUCCCUGAGUAGUUGAGAAUUUGUUUGACAGAUGCAAAUAGCAACCAUGCAAACUUUAGUAAAGGUGUUCGUAUGUCAGCUGACUACAUGUGCAUUUAUGCAUGUCUCCCCUGAUAGUCAGAGUGCACCUGACCAGAUGUAUAAGAGACAGAGCAUGCUGAAGGGCUGAUCCAGGUUGAUGUGUCACACUAAUGCAGGAACCUACAAUGACUGAAUGGACCUCUAUGAACCAGUGUGAACCUGGCCUGACUGUGUUAUCUUGGACUUACUCCUGAAAAUCAGGACUUGAGUUGUUGAUAACAUCUAAGAUAACAUUGAAUACUUUCGUCUUCACAGUUUAAACUCAUGUGGUUUUCGAGGAUUGAUGUCCUGAAAAGUGUCAAUAAUGUGUUUUUCACACAAGCCUUCAAUAUGAUUAUUCACAGUGGAUCUAUUUUUGAUUUUAUCCCAGGGAGCGGCCACAUCCCAAGUGCCCAGAGUUGGUGGACCAGCUCACUGCCGCUCAAUCAAUUUUUAUUUUUCUCUCUGCAGAAAAACCCUCAGUUCUUGAAAACAGCUGUAUGUAAUUCAAAACUCUGGCCUCGCCAUGAAAACAGUUGCUUUAGAGAUGGUCUGAUUUUGUAACCGUGCACAGAUUCUCUGGUUAAACUGUCUGUUUUGAAGCUCUUGAUUUGCCUAACCAGUGAUUAAACUAUCCCAUCUGCAGUGCACUAAAACUUUCAGAUACACACACCAACACUGACCUCAAUGAGAGGAGAUUUGCUUCUAUUUUAACAUCUGAUAUUACUAAAUAUUUUUUAACCAACGUUAUGCAGCAUGUUCUGUCCCAGCUUUCCCAGAAAAACGUAAUAAUUUUGCUGCUGUCACUUCUCCUGAUGAUUAAACAUGAGAAUAAGUGCCUAAAUAUGAUGAUAUGUAUGUAAUUAAUUAUUGAAAAAACAGCUCUGAACUUACUGUUCUUCAACUCUUUUAUCUGCUGCUGUGAAAACAAAUGAUUACCAACUUGCACAGAUUAAUGUUGGGCAAGAAGACUGUUGAGAAAAACUAUUCACUGGGCCAAUAAAACCAAUAAUCUCUGCAAACCGACUUUUGUUAGUGCCCCCUUGUCUGGCAUAACUUGAAUAUUACACUCAACAUAGACAUACAGUAGAUCACAUCCUCUUAUAUGUAGUUUCACAUGGCAGAGUUGAACAACGGAAAAAAGGACCCAAAUGCAGAACAAAAAAAUGAUUUAUUAAAAAGAACGAAAUAAAAAGCAACAAAAAGUUACUUCAAAAGCACAAGGAGAUAAAAUCCAACUAAAGACACCGGGAAAAAAACACCAGGAAACGAGGGAUUUGUGCAUAAAAGAUCAUGGGCAACAGGCAGACAUGCACACACAUCGGCAUACAAUGAACCAGCCAGGACAGAGGGGAAGACAGAGACUAUAUACAGAAUGGCAAACGAGCGACAGGUGAGGCAAAUGGGACACAGCUGAAACUCUGGGUGAUUAACGAAGGAGGGAAAUCUAGGGAAGUGAAACCAGUCUAGAAACACAGGGAAUCAACUACUACAAAAUAAAACAGGAAACACUGAAAACUGAAGAAGAACUAAAGAAUAAAACACAGAACAGGAUGGAAACAGGGUCAAACACAGACUGGAAACUCACAAGACUGGACUACAGGGGAACAGGAACAAUAGGGAACAGAAACAGAAGGGAAAAUACACAAAGAAAAUACUCUCAAAUAACAAAACCAGUGAAAAACUAAAUCAACAAAACAUGUCAUGACAUUUAGGACUGAUCAGUACCUUUAAUAUCUGAAAUUAAGAUCUAUUCUUGAAACCAAAAUCACAAUCACAGCGAAUCAUCCAAAAUCUACACUGUGUACAGAAGAUCUAUCAAAAUUAAAAACAUCGUCACUAAAUGUAGACCCAAUAACAUCCCUUCCCAAAUGAAAAGAGGAGAGUGACCUUCGUAUGAGACCUGGUGCAGAUUACUGGUCAAACAUCUGUCAGUGAUAUACAAUUGAUGAAGAAACUAUUAUCACACCAUGUGGCUUUCAACAUCUCUACCGCCAUUAAUAUUGUUGCUGUGUGUCACAAGGCUGAUUAUAAUGAUAGCAUUGAUCGUGAUGAUAGUGAUAAUGUGAAUGAUAAUGACAAUAGCAUUGGAUAUAGAGAUGGUUUGGUAUCACAUACUACCUUACCUUAUUUAUUUCUCAUGGUUUCCCCUUACUUUGAGGUUGCCUUUUUUUUGUCAUUAGAGCCGACAAAUAUCCCCUGUUUUCAUUAGUCAGGGUUUUAUUUUCCUUUCUUUUGCUGACACACACUAACUAACAAGCUAACAAAUGCUCAGCUGAUACCAGACUAAAAUCCUGUGUCUGAAUACACAAAUACACGAUACCUGCCUGCAGUCAACCCUUCAGCUCCACUCACUCCAACAAAACCUGAACUCCACUUGGUACCUGUAUCUCACUCCCACCACUGCUGCCCUUCUCUCUUCUUUGUGCCUUAUUUUUGUCUGUAACUGUUUCUCUUCUUUCUUUCUGUGCUGCUGAAUAUUGGCAAAUAGAAAAAAAUACAUGAUGUCCAGUUUCACAAUAUUUGGCAAGGAUGGCUUCUUAGUCUGCACAAAAUACUGUACGUAAGCUCUUAAGCUGUUACAUCAGUGUUAAUGUCAUAGGCUAAGCAUCUGUAGGAAGAAACAACAAAACACUUCAUCUGAAAAGGCUAAAAGGCUUCUCUUCUCUCAUGACAGAGGAAAGCCGAUCAGCACACUGCAUUGCUCCGCUCAGCCCUUCAUUUAAUCUCAAACACUUACUUAUUUCCAAUUUUCCCAAUUGUUCACAGCCAGUUGCUGGUGCAUUAUUUGUCCUGGCUCCUGUGAUGUCUGAAUAUUUGCUUUGACAAAUUAAAGACAAACAAAACUGAGGUCCCGAGAUGUUAACAUCGCCUUGUAGAACCAAAUGCAUGUCAACCUGCAUGUGCCAUCAAAUCAAAACUCAUGCAAAUUUCCCUCUUUAUAUAUUCUCUAAAAUGAUUUAAUAGACUACUAAAACAUAUUGCUUGCAUGCCAGCGCACCUGUGUUACCAUAUGUAUCUUUCAUCACCUGAUGAGUUCAGCUAUCUGCGGCACCUCCUCUGAACUCUAUUAACCUUGCAAAUCAAGUCAGGAUCUCCCUCUAUUUCUGACAUUAUCGCUUAAUGAAUGUGUUGACAUUUAUGCAAAAAGGAAGAGAAGUUUCUGUGUUAGGUGUAGAUCUAUUUUUACCUGCCACGCCACAGGUCUGUGAAUGAAAUAAAAAAAACACUGAGUGCAGCUUUGCCUCAGCCCCAUAAGGAAAGGUCAGCGCUGAUGGAUUUCAAUUACUCAUGCAUCAGAAAUUGGCAGUUGAUUUUAAUCUGGGAUCAAACAGCAUUUUGAUUGACAGCCCUCGGCUGGUGAAAAACAAAGGUGUGUGUGUGUGUGUGUGUGCAAGAGACAGAUAGACAGGAUGCAGUCUAGUCGUUCAGGGUGUGGAACGACUAGACUGUCGUUCAGGGUGUGGAGAAGCCCAGGAAGCAUUUCUUAGAUCAAUAAAAUACAAAGUAGGGCUGCGCGAGUUUGGCCAAAAAUAAAAUCCAGAUUUUUUUCUCUGAAAAACUCAAUUUUCAAUUUCGAUUUUUUAAUUAAGUGACAACUUUACAUAACUUCACUUUAAAAAUAAAAAGUUUUGGCAUCAUUUCUCAAAACGAAACCAUGAAAAACGAUGUAGUGCAUAUGCCAAGCCAGUAAGUGGUGCUGUAACCCUGCACAGGAAAUGCACAAAAGACAGAAGAAGAGUACAGAGCAUGCGUGUAAAGGUUGUUUUUGCCGGACAUGCACAGCAGCCCUAAAAGAGUUGUGCUGUGUGUCACAUAAUUGUUUUGAGAGAGAUGCAGAUAGGCAUCCGUACGGAGAUGAAAUGGUAGUCGUUUACGGAUUACAGCAAACGUACCAUUUACAGUCACCCAAAACGCCGAUAAAAAACUUACGGUUUACUCUUGAACUCCCUUCUAUGUUGUCGAGUUGAUACCGCCUUUGCAGCGGGGAGUGGUUUGCUCUUCAUCCAAAACUGUAAAGCCGUACCAAUUCCACAUGACUGACUUGCUAUUGCCCUAUUUAGCCAUGAAAUGAUCGCGUUCUUUUGCAAACGCCAUGUUUGUUUACACUGGUGUGUGUAGGAACUGGGGAGCGCUCUCGCAGGAAAGGGGAGUCCAUGGUGGCCCUGAAGGCGCGAAACAUGAUGGAGAGGAAAAUCGAUUUGAUGAUUUUAAUUUUUUUAACAUAGUCAUAAUUAAAUAUUCUGAUUACGGUUUAAAAUUGUUCAAUCUUGCAGCCCUAAUUCAAAGUUAUUGUAAAAAUGUGUGGCUUGCAGACACCCUCUGCUCUAGUCUCUGGUUAAAACCUGCAAAUUUGCUUAUGCUUUGCUUCUCUUCCUGUUUUUCUUGAAAGUGAGCAAAACCUUCAUGUCUCCUUCCUUCCCACAACACCAUGUUUGCUCACUGAUGACAUUCAGACAGAAUUAUGCAGCUGUAUGUUUGAUCAGAUUAACUACUCAGCAUUUGCACUUGGUUGUGAUGUGUGUGCACACGUGUAAAAAUGUGUGUUUGACAGAUCUUGACCUUCAGGUGGUGUCUCGGUGUAAACACAGAUCUAUGAGGAAAAGCAAUGAAAGAGAGAGAGAGAUCGGUAAAUACUUUUUAUAUCUAAUGCUAGAAGACUGUAGUUAAACUUCCAUCUUUGUCAUUAUCACCUUGCUGCAGUGUUACAAUACCAUUAAAUCUCUAAGCCGGCACAGUAGAGCAGUGCAGAGCUUGCUGUUGUCCUUAAUGAGUGUACUAAAUCAGCCAGGAUGCUCACGGAUGCAGCAUGUGAAAUCUCAAUGAGCUCUUUGUACUGGAAGUGACAAAGGAGCUUCACUCGCACGACCCAAUGAUUAAACAACUCCUGGUAAUAAGCACUGGCAGAGGGAAAUAAAGAACUCUCUAUAAAUGAUGGUCAUAUUUAGCCCCUGCUGGAUGAGGAGGUUUUGCCCUGGAAAAGUAAUGCUGAUAGGAAGGAAGGAAGAAAGGCAAGGAGGGGUUGGGGGAGCAGCAGAUGGAUGAGGGGAAGGGGGCCCUGCAGGUUCCACACUGUGUGCGUGUCUGUCCGUUGAUCUGCCCUCAAAUUCUGCUGAGUUCACUAAGCUGCUGAAGGGUUUUGGUUUUUACCAAGGAGAGAACCCAAACCUCCACACUGGAGGUGUAUUGAUUUUUCAAGCUUACAUAGGAUUUCGUUCACGUCUUGUGUUAGGGUUCACUUCAGACAUGUUUUUUUUUUUUUUUUCUCUCGGGGUAGAGGCUCCAGUUUGUUGGAGAAACCUUGUAUUCAGUCUUGGCUGAGCAGGACUUUUCUCUGCAGGGGGAAAUUGUUUAUUUGUGUAUAUGUGUUGUGUUUCUCUACAGCUGAAGUCCUCCACUCCAGGCCCUCAACAGCCAGUCUGACCCUGGACCCCCCGAUUUGCCCUUGUACCACCCACACACUCCACAGUUGUACGUCAAAGCAGCCACUCCAAAGUGGGCUUUUUAUUUUCCCUUUUGAAGGACCUCAAGUGCUGCUCUCUUCACUGUUUUUUUUUUUCUCCCUCAAUAAUUAAACAAACGCACAACAAAAGCCUUUGUUGUCUUUGGAGAGAUGUGACUAAUGCUGUGACCCUGGGCAGGGUUACUGUUUUUGAAAGUAAGGCCUACAGAUAUUUUGCAUGACUUUAGCUCAGAGUUUGAACACAUAGGAGGGUAGGGGUUAAAUGAAAUGUGGGUAAGUGUUCACAAAAAUAGAGAAUUCAAAGAGCUGAAGCAGCACCGACUUACAAAAGCAAGAGGCUCCACGAUGUACAUAUACUUCUCAGGCGCUCACAGUGACGCCCAGAGUGGUAAUGAUAGGGGGCAGAGGACCCAACCCAAGAACAUCCGCCCCUUAACUCUUAUGUGGUUCUCUUACUGGUACUUGCGCUUCUGUAGCUGCCGGUUGAGGCUUACAAGGUUUUUUCGUGCUCCACAGGGAGCUGUUAAGUCAACCACAUGAAGAGACAACACAACAGAGGACCAAAAUAGCCCAACAGCGCCUCACUCACUUAUUCGACUCAUUAUAGGUGCUUCCUCCAUUUGAUACGGAUUUCAGAUUCUCUCUUAAGCUGUGUGGGAGUGUGCAUAUGUGCACUACAGUCUGCAUUUGCAUAGAUCUACACAGGCUGGUGCCGUAGUGCAUAGAUAAUCUUUAAAAGGCUGUGUAGCAAGUUAGAAUUCAUUCAUGUCUAAUUAAAAUUCAACCUAGGUUUAACAUUAUAUUUGGCCAGUUAGAAAAAGAGUCGUUGAAAGUCAAUGCUGCUUUUCCAAAGGACAAAAGGAACUAUGAGAUCUACUAGAGUCUAGGAGACGCAUAUCUAGGGGGUCUUACUGAUGAAGCUCAAUCUGGAGAGGAUUACAAAAAGUAAUGCUGCAGAUAGACUUCCAAAUCACCCCAAACAGAUUUUGAGACCUCCUGAGGACCCUGCUGUGAAGGUUGUGUCGGUAAUGCUGCUUUUGUUGUGUCACUUUUCUCUGCUGUGAUGUGAGGAAGAAAUAAGGACAGGAUGAAAAGCCAGGCUGCUCCUUGGUGAUGAUUACUCCUUCACCUUCACAUGACCUUUAAGAACAAGAGCAUGUACUUUCACUCAAAGAUGAGUCUAGAUGUGGCCAGAGCGUUUUGAUAAAAUUGGGUCAGCUUGUUUCAAGGCCUGAAAAGCAGCAUGGGUUUUUUUACACAUCCUCAUCACAUUCACCUCCCCUCCUGCUGUUCACUUCUCUCUCAGGGAAUCCUUCCCCUCCUCUCUGCACGGAGCAGGAGGAGGAGGAGGAGGAGUGAGACCAGACCUAAAAAUAGGAAAUGCUCUUCCUCCUUUUUCCCCCUCCAUGCUUACCACUUUCUUUCUUCCUGGGGGAGACCCCCCCCAGUUUUGCACCCCUGUCUUUCCUCUGGAGCAGGAUGGAUCUGAUUAUCCUCUACAACAGUCUUCCCUGUCAGGCUUUGCAGGCGGACACAAAGGUCACCUUCACCUGGAGCUCUUGCAAAGUGGGCUCGCUGAACCACUCUGCUCGGGUGUCCUCCACCCUCCCUUCACUUUGCAUUAAAGCAAACACACAUGAAUACACUCACUUCCUCUCAUGUCCUACAUUUGUCUCCACCAUUGGGAGAAAAAAAAAAAACUAAUGAAACUGUCAUUCAACUCUGCAGCAGUUCAGCCAAGCUCUGCUCCAAGCUAGUUGAUGCAAGUCUGAUCAGUUAUGGAAGUAGCUAGGGCUGUGCAAUAUGGGAAAAAAGUUUAUUACAAUAUAUUUUUUUCAAUAUCGAUAUAUAACAGUGAAAUUUAACAGUGCUUAUUGGUAGCAUGUCUUUUGCAAUACAAUAAGCUACUGUAUCUGUGAGGUCUUUUUGUCUUUUGAACAUUUUCUGGUGAGGCGUUGCAUGAGAGAGAGUUGACUGAAUGGACAGCUGUUUCGGCUGCACAGGCGCCAUGGGCUACUUGUUCCGCUCAGGGUUUGUAAACUUUUGCAUGGCGUGGCACUGCUUCAGGCGGUGGAUUUCAGGUAUUCCCCAACUUUGCGAGAACAUGUUCUCGACAUAAUUUGCAGUGCACAUUAUUCUGCUUCAUGUUUGACCUCAAAAACCAAAAUACCUCCACACCACCGACGUUUUGGUGCCAGUGUUGUUGAUGAUGUCAUCAUCUUUUGAGCCUUCGUCUGCAUUUCUGCCGGGGUUAGCACUCAUUUUCUUUUUUCUCACCGACAGUGCUGUCGGCUUCACAUGUCAAAGGGCUAUGGUUGUGUGUGGCUGCAGCCUGCUACUACACAAUUAUUUGCUACUUGGUUCUCACUCUGCAAUGAUUCUUUUCUCAUUUUUUUCAUUGGCUAUUCGUAUAGUCUUCCAAAACAUGGCAGAAUGCUGACAUUCGAAAAGGAUGUUGACCAUGUUUUAUAUAGAUAUUGAGGGAAAUUAAUUUCUGAUAUAUACCAUUAUUAUUUAUUGCCCAGCCCUAGAAGUAGCAUCCUUUAUUUUAGAGAAAAUACAAAAAAAAAGUAUCAUGCAGAAUUUUCCAUACAUUUUAUAGCAGCUGCAUUAAUGGGUACGUAAGAUGCAGUGAUUUAAAAUUCAAAGGAAAUGAAACGUUCUUUUGUACUUAAGCUAAGCAUGAUAUGUACUCAGCUUACUCUCACUAACAGGCAGUAUAAAAAAACACAAGAGAGGUAAUGUGAGACAUUCAUUCAUGGUCCAAGUGUGCUUUGUGGAUUUAUGUAAUAGAGAAUGAUUACCUAACACAUGUGGAAGAAUAAGGAGCUGUGCAAAUCAAAGAUACCCGGGUGCCGAUAUCACACCAGAUUUCUUUUUUCUCUUUUUUCUUCUCCUGGCACCGAAACAGUCCAUGAGUUGGUUUGCCAGCCUCUUGACGAGACAGAAGGAGCCCAGCCAAAGAUCAGGCUCACGGGGAUUAUUUAUAGAGUUGAGUGGGCUUCACGGACGCAGGCGUGGAAUGUGUCAGAGAGAAAAUGCAUCAUUGAUCAAAGGCUGCUCAGAGAUGCUGUCUUAUUUUUGCCAAACGCCGAGCAGAGAUGGAGGAUUGGAACAAAACAAUAGCCUUCACCAAAGGCCCGCAUGUGUGCUGUGCUAUAGUAAGCUGGCCUGCUCUGCUACCCACACACAGUCCUCUGCACCUACACAGGUGACUGGACUUCUCUGAACACCUGCCAGUUUUAGCCUCCUUACUCCAGUGCCUAAAUAGCAUCUCAGCUCGGGGUGUUUAAAAUACACUCUCAGUGGGCGUUUGGAGAGUGAGUGUACUGCACAUGGAGGCUGGUGUGUACCUCCAUACUACUAUGUGGGUUUAACAAAGAAGCAGUGUGUGUGUGUGUGUGUGUGUGUGUGUGUGUGUGUGUGUGUGUGUGUGUGUGUGUGUGUGUGUGCACGUAGGAGUUUGUGAGGGGGUGCAGAACUUCUUCAAGGAGUGUGUCACAAAAUUGUUGAUACAGAUUUCAAGCUUUGUCCUUUUUUUUUCUCUCAGAUUUCUAACGUCCUUUCAGAGCCCACCUCAGAGGAAACACAGAAUUGCUAUCAAGAACAAGCUGUGGUGGUUGUGGUGUGUGUGUGUGUGUGUGUAUGUGUGUAUGUGUCUUAACACUUGUGUUGCGGUUUGUCGGCACCACAAGGGACUUCUUUAAGAAGACGGUGCAGGAUACUUAGCCACCUUUGUCUUCCUCUCACUUUGCACCCAUUCAGGGAGUUGGGAUAGGAUUGAAAAGUAAGGUGAGGUGUAGUGAAGGUAGAGGAGGGAGUGGAGUGAAGCAGAGGUGUCCUGUACUGCAGCAGUAGCAGCAGCAGCGGCACAGCUCUCUGGUGGCAGGCGGGGGCACCUCUCUCUCUCACUCUGCCGCCAUUCACUGCAAUGCAGACGGCACUCAAGGUUAUACCUGUGAGGCCACAUUGAUGGACUAAAGUACAGGGAUGUGAGGGAAGGGCUGAUGAAAGCUGCUGGAAAUUUUAGGCUUUAUUUGUUUCUUUCCGCUUUCACGCUCCAACCUGGAAAUUCAGGAGCAACUUCUACAACAGUUUGGAUUUUUUAGGGCAUUUAAGAUCAGAUUUGUCAUCUCCAAGACCUCACAGAUACCAUCCGAGAUAUUGUCUCAUUUGUAGCAGAGUUGGUUUGAAUCUUUUGGCAGACUCACAUCUCAUUCAAGUCUUUAUACCGAGAUUGUGUGGCAGGGAUGUGUGGCACAGGACUGGCAGGGUGACAUUUGCUGUUAAUCAGCUUCCCGUUCAUCCUCAGCUUCCCCCCCUGUCUGGCUCUGAUAAACAUGUCGGUCUAAGAAACAUUGAGGACUACAGGCUGGAAAUGGUCUGAGCCUCAGAGAGAUCCUUUGCAAACUUCCAUUUGAUGUGGAUCAGAGGAGGCCACAUCUGGUGCAGCCUUGCACAAAAGAGCUACUGCAGCAAUCUCACUUCCUGUUCUGCAGUCUAACAUAGACAAAGAGGAAAAAAACGGGUCAAGACGGACACAUUUCUACAACCAAUGUGUCUGUAAGUGUGUGUUUGUGUGUGCCCAAAAGAAUUCCUCUGGCUUCCCCUCGCUUUGCCUUCAGGGCUCCUCGGGCAGACGAGUCAUUCAUUCUGAGUGGGUUCAAAACAGCUGCCACUGUCGGAUGUUAUUCAGGAAGUGAUAGAUCAUUUCCCACAGGGUGGAACAUCAAGCAUGCAGCUAGUCUAACCUUAAUUGUUUCCCAGUAUUACUUGUCUUUAUUGGUGCAGCAUGACAGGACAGAAGAAAAGAAAGAGUGUAUUUGUGAAAAAGUGAAUUAUUCAGAAAAAAAUGAAGUAACAGGGAGAAAUACAAAACAGGAGAGAAGACAGCCAAGAGAGAGGGAAAGUACAAGUGCGAGACACAGAGGAGGGAACUGAUGACAGGGCCAAAGUGUCAAAGCACCAUUGUCAACAAUUAUCCUUUCAGUGGUCAUCAUCGAGAGUUCAGCAAACACACUCUACUCUCACACACUCCCUCCACAUCUCUGGCAAACAGAGCGGGGAUCCGGUGCCUGUGGCUGAAAAACAUUUGGGGAAAUGAGAAAACAUUGUGGUAAUGAAUGUAAUGAGAGGAAUGCUCUGAGAUCAGACAACGCUCUUUAAUUAAAGCAGUGCAGACCAUGGGGAUGUAUUAAAACAGAGUUCUGAGCCAGAGAGUGCCCCAAGUAGCACUCGCUGUGAGGGACUUGGCACAUAGCUAUCAGUCUGUUAGCAUAAGGCUGUUAUCAGCACAUAGUCACCAGACCUUUUUUUAUAGACGGGGCACAUUCAGUAUAAAAAACUGAAAGUUCUGUCUGAACUUCUAAACGGUUUGGGUGUCUCUGUUAUUAUGAGAUUAAAACGUAAGUAUGCAAAGGUCCUGAAUGUACCUUUGAGUAGUGAAAAGCCUGUGAUGCUUUUUGGAGAUAAAGUUUUUAUCUUACAGAAACCGAGUGACAUUUUGUGGGAGUUUUUGAUCCAAAGUUCCCGCAGUGCCACUGGUGCAUGUGUUUUCAGAUGUAUGGGUGGACCCGGAGAGAGAUUGGACAUGGAAUUCCUCCUAAAAUCAAUACAGCAUAGUAUCGGGAUAUUUUGUCUGGUGAAAACAUCGUAUCAUCUUAUUUACCAAGUAUUGAUUUUUCAAAUUAAAAUAAGACAAAAAUAAAGGAAAGACAAAUGCUAAAUUAGCAAUUGUAUCGCAAUACUCACUGUACCGCAAAAUGUUAAAAAUCGCAAUAAUACCGUAUCGUGGCCCAAGUAUCACGAUAAUAUUGUAUUGUGGGGCCACUAGUGAUUCCCACCCCUACUCGUAAUCUUGGAAGACUCUGUUUUGGGUCAGAAUACAUUAGGUGAAUGAAAGCACAGAGCUUGUACAAAGUGUGAAUAGUCAAUGGAAGAGCAGCGAGAGAGAAAUCAUGAAUAGACAGUACCUCGACCUACCAACCUUGAAACAUCCUUGGCUGAACCAGAGGUAUAUUGUAUGGUAUUGUGCAUUCUGCAGGAAAUUGUUAGUGCAUUCAGUGCAUCCCCCCCCCCCCCCCCUUUUCAUGCACAAGGAUUAUUGUGUUAUUAUUUAACACAGCCUCUGCAGAAUUACACACAUGACUUGACAGACACAAAAUCACUCUGAGUGAGUGGGAGCUGAGAUUGACAGCAGACACCUUGCCUACAGAAGAGAACAACCACAGACUGAUAAAACAGGAGCGUGUGACUGUGAUGAAAUGAACUUGAACUAGAUGUGACUUGACCCUGCAAAACAGACACACACACUUCCUCUUUCUCCCUCCCUGCCCCUCUCUCUCUCUCUCUCUGUCUCUUUCUCUCUCUCUCUUUACCUCUGCCUCCCUUGCACUAAGCAACAAGCAUGCACGCAUACACACGCACAAAAUCACCUGGACUGAGCUUAUGAAAUAGUUUCUGGAGGAAAUAAUUGGCCCCAUUGGUGAAUGAAGGUGAUGGAAAGCAUAAGGAAAGUAGCAGGGGAGAUGGAGGGCGGAGUGAUGGAGAAGUCGCAGGAGAGCCUGACAUCAGGUUGUAUAUGAACCAUCAUGUGUGUUUUCCAAUGGGUAGUGAACUCAGACAAGUGUGAAAUGAUUUAUGGCCUCACCUGAAGGUUAGCAGAAUUGAAUGUUUUAUGUAGCCGUAACGCAGACAGUACAAAUAAAGGGACUCAAGUGCUGUGUGACUGAAAUAUCUAAGCUGGAUUAUGGCACUUGCUGCUUUUUUCUAUGGUUCCACAGCUCAAUAGCAUUGACCUCCAUUCUCUGUGGGCCAGUAAUUAGUGAAACUCUUGGCUGCUCUUUGGCUUGUUCAGAGUCCUCCAGGGGAUUUCCACUUAUUAUCUGAACAUGGAAAGAGUGUUAAAAGCAGAAUUGGAGCUUUUGCAUUCCAGGCACAGAGAAGUCGUGCACAACAACAGACCACCUGGAUGAAAAGGUAAAUCCGUUUGUGCGCUGGAAGGAACACAACCAUGUCUUCACACAUCCAAUUCAGGCGCAUUCCCUUUCAGACCUUAGAUUUCUCUUUUCACACAUUAUGUUUGUGCUCUGCAAAACUUGCACUAAAAUGGUGUGAUGAGUUGCACAAUGUGCGGCUGAAAGUGCCACUGUGAGAAUUAAAGCAUUCGCCCACAUGAGAGAUUACUGUGACAAACGGUGACAGGCCUGAAUUCUCACUCCCCCCUGACUCUCUUUCCCUCAUCCGUCUUUUUUUAUUCUCCCCAUCACUCCCUCGCCUCUCCUAUUUCCAGAAUCUGUAUUCAAUUUAAGAUGCUUUAUAAGCAUGAUGAAAAACAAUGUUAUGUUGCCAAGGCGAAAUGGCUCUGACAUUGUAUUUACCCCUCCAUCUCUCUUUCUCUUUAAUCGCCCUGUGAGAAUUUAGUUUUUCUUUGCGAUUUAAUUUUUCUUCAUUAGCAUCAAGGCUGAGGAGUAUUGCAAAAACCUCUGAAUAAUAUAAAACCCAUUUAAAUGAGCGCCCUUCCUCAGUUUCUUGUCCAUCUCUUUUCUACAGUCUGUUUUACUUCUCUCUGCAUCUGUUAGUGAAUCUCGAUGUCAUCCCCUUAACUCUGUCUGUCAGGAGGACUGAGAUCACAGUUUGUGAAACUAUCAUGGAUACAGAAGUCAGUGGCACUAUUGUGCUUUGUAGUAAUGAGGAGACUUGAGGAAGAGGAGGGAUGGAGCGUUGACCUUCCACUUAACUUGUGUUAGUAAACCGAGACCUACUGAGCAGAAAACCCCUUGAAGCAAAAACAGGAGCUCUGACCUUCUUUAUGGUAACAGUACUUCUGCAGAAGGUCAUGGUACUCAUGCUUCUUACCUUCAUCUGAUCAUUGUAGGUCGAUUUAAUUGUAAUGUAAUUUUUUCCAUCACUUUCUUUGUCUUUUGUGACAAACCUCACCCUGCUUAGUCUCAACAACAUCCAGGGAAAGAAAUAGCUUAUAUAUGAUCGAUAUUUAAAGGGAUAUUCCGGCGUAAAUUUAAGUCAUGGUCAACACAUAGUAACACCAAGUUAGACCCCCCUUGAGAGUUGAAUAUUGCCGACUGCUUGCUCCUCUGGUCAUACCAAUUUUAGCAAUGACCGCGCAAUAGCAAUACACAGCCGUCUACGUCUCCAUGCGCACACCUCAACCAAAAAGCCACUAUAUAGCUACAAAUAAUGCUCAGAACAGCACCUAAUUUCAUCAACAGUACAUAUAGGGUCCCAGCCAUAGUACUACCCAUCAAACAUUUUUUCAGCUUUGCCUAUUUUUUUUAGCAAAGAGACCAAAGACAACUUACACACUGUCCUCCAGCAGCCACUUGUUUGUGGAGGAGCCCUAGCAAGUUGAUCACGGAGUGCAGCGGAGUUUCGCAGCUCAAGGAAGAACAUUUAUGAUUAAUACUUCAUGGAAAUGCAACCAGAGUUGUUGUGUAUCUCGUAUGUGCAAUGCAGACGCGCUACUUCUUAUGCCUUAGUGGCUAAGUCUGAUUGCAUUUCCAUGAAGUAAUAAUCAUAAAUUUUCCACUGCACUCACUGAUGGACUCAUCAGGGUUUACGCCAGAAUAUCCCUUUAAGAUUAAAGCAGCUGUACACUAACAGGAUCAGCAUCUCAGUUAGUUUUCACAAACAGAAAAUUUCGACCUGAAGAGAGUGAAUUCUUAUUCAUUUCUUUCCAAAGCAAAAACAUGAAGAUUUAAUUUCUUUCAGGAGAUUUCAAAGGAAAACCUUUUUUUUCCUUGUUUUAUUGAUUUGAUUGAAACAAUGAUUAGAUAAAAACCUGGUACCCUUGGGGGUAAUACUUCAGGAUGAAAAUGCCUGUGUAGCGUUGGCAGUUCCUUUCGUUGUGUAAUGUAUCUACUCUGCCAUUGCGCUCAGUAUGUAUGCAGACAAUGAUCCUGUGAUCCCCUAGCACACAUGCAGGCGAACACAGCACACAUACUUAUGACUCAUGUUGUAAAAGGGCGUCAUCAUUCCCCAUUACCCACGCUCCCCUGUUGCCUUAUUCACCAACUCUCAUUACACACAUGUGAAUGACACAAAAGUUCUGUGGGCGAGAUCUGAGCCGUGUCUGACUGCUUUCCUGCAGUCCUGUUUUACAGUUGAGAUAUGAUGGGAGCCAGGAGUAAUGGGUGGCUGGCAGCCAGCGCAGCCGGAAUGGGGGGAGCUUGGUUUGAGGUUUGGUUGGAUGUGGAGGAAGUGGGGCUUGGUGUUCAUCCUACAUAUGAUCAGGAGCAGGCUGGGCACUUACACAGUCCAGUGGCUGAGAUGUGAGCAGUUACUGGCCCUGAAAUGUUGAGCUACAUCUCUCUGUCUACAUUGAAAAGGGAUGCUGUUUAAGUACCUCUGAAAAAAGGUUAUAGCUACAGCAAGAGGGCUUCAAGAAUUCUCCAAGAUUUUUGUUUUCUCAAACUUAGCAUGCUCUGUUUUCUCCAGAAAUGAAGGAGGCUUUCGUUUUUUAGGAAAAACAGCAGACUGGGAGUCAAACGACAGGUUGAAACGAUAAGACAGCCCAUUCUAACCCACAAGUUGUCAACAGCCCAACUGGUAAAAUAUUUAACUCUUACAAAUACAGCGCAUAGGAUUGACCCAAACAAACCCCAGCUUCACAAGAGUGUGAAAGCCUUGCAGUGUCUACUACACUGUUUUUGAACGAACACCAAGCAUGUUGGCUGGCAUGUGCAAACAUGUUGCAACAACUCGAGUGAUUUACAUCUGGAGAAAUGUGCUGCAAAUUUAAAACAAACAUAAAAAAUCCAACAGAAAUGAAAACAGAAACAAGCUGCGUAUGACGCAGUGUUGUAAGAAGUCAAACCUGAUGCAGAAGCUGCAAACAGAAGGCAGAAGGAAGUGACUUUAUCAGGCGAUUUACUGCAAAUCCGACCAGCUCUCUUCUUCACGAGGAAUAAUAGAAAUGCAGUGGAUUGGUGCUGGCCCAGCCUUGUCUUUUCUACAUUCAUGACAACUUCAAACACCCAGUGCUCCAAGGUUUUUAUUUGUUGUGUUUGUUGGCAGUGCUGCAUUUACUUUAAAAAUACACUAUUCCAGUAAUUGUCUUAUAAUCAAUUCAUCUACCGCCUCAUUUCCUCCACUUUCCUAUCACUAAUAAAUCUGGUCUAGUGAGCAGCCCUACAGGUGUGGAGCACUGCUAUUGUGAUGAGGAAUUAACAGAACCAUUUGUGCUUUUCUAUUUUGACUGCAUGUUUACUAAGUAUUUUUGGCAGUUUUGCUGUUAAUGCAUUAGUCUUUUUUGUGCAGCACUUUUUGUAUAAACAGCAUUUUUCAGUGGCUGCGUUUGUUUUUAGUGUUUGCAUAGGUUUUCAGAAUUUAAAGGCUGUUUCUCUGUAUGACCUUGGGAAAACGGUUGCUAUUUUUGUUGUUUUUAUUUACUCUUUAUUAUAGGAGAAACUUACUGAAGUUAAAAAUCUGUGCCCUGGUAAAGAUGAGCAGCAGCACAGUUGUCAAGGUUUUUGAUGAAAAGCAGACAUUUUAAUAUAUCAAAACACAAAAUGAAUAGAGAAACAAGUGAGUCACAGUCAUAAAUAUUCUACAUACUUAAACGUAUUUUUGUAAUUUGUUUUGGGCAAAGAAAACUCACAUUUUAACAACUUUUUCACCUCCGGUCUGACCCUCGAAAAGUUCUGGUUCUAUUCUGUCUGACGUAGUUUAAAAGGAAUAAAGGACGCAGGCCUAUAAGUGACUUGUAAAUAAGAAUAUGCAAGUGUGUUAGUCUACGUGCAGACAAGGAGGACCAACCGACACAUUCAUAGUGCCCAGAGCAUGAAGGUCAGACAAGAGGCAUGCAAAUACAAGACAUUGUUGUAGUCCACCACAGACAUAAAGGUGGCAGCUACCUGUAUCUUUUAAGGACUGGAAAGAAAGACAGAAACCAAUCCUUCAUUAAAAAAAAAAAUCAAAUUCAGUUUUAAUCUUUCCACCAGCUGAGACUUAAAAGAGCAAUUUAUCUGUUAAGAUACCAAGAUGUCUCAAGUAAAACACUCAGCUGGAGUACCUUGAAAAGUGGAGGUUGAAGGGGAAAUCUGUGGCUCAGAUUUAACAUUUUAAACAGGAUGAAUUUUGAUUUGUCAGCGUUUAAAACAAGAUUGAAGGAUUUGGGUGAGCAGUGUUAAAAGCAGUUUAUGACUGGUAAAGAGGUUUGGUCUGAGCAGAAUAAAAAGUAUAUCAUCCACAAGAAAGGAAAAUGUAAAUUUUCAGUGUUUGUUAUUUAUGAACAGAAUGAAGAACAGUUUCCUACUUGGCAGCUCUAUUUUGGAGGUCCACCCGGUCUUCUGGUUGCUGCUAGCUUGGUAGUUUAAGAUGACAGAUCAACAUCUGACCUUUUAAAAGCUGGACAUGAGAACAAACAAGAUUAAACAAAUUGGAGUAAUCCAAAGAAGUAAAUCAGUUUGCCUGCCUUACCCUUUUGAUAGUUGUUGUUUUGGCAUUUAUCACUCAGUAAUGCACUGCAGUUUGACCCAACCUGAGAGCUUCUGUUGCAUUAAUUGCACAGUAAUCCCACCAUGUGUCACUGAUGUCGAAGGUCUUCAUUGGGGUGUGACAAUGACAGAGAGUGCAAUGACGUGUUAAUGCCCCUCAGAGCAUGUCAGUCAACUGGUCUCACACCCUGUCCUGUUCCCAGCAGCUUCACUCUUUCAUUAGGGGGUGUUUGACCCAGCCCGGGGCUGAAAGUGUCACCAGAGAGAAGGGGGUGAAGGAGAUGGAAAGGAUUACAAAAAUACCCCAAUAAGUCUUAGGUAACAGCAGAACACAGCUGAAGCAGGCAGUCAGGCUGUAGGCUCUGAAGCAGUCUCUCUCAUAAACAGUAAAAAUGGCAUUUCUUCCAGGAGAGGCUCAGAGGUGUGGUAAAGAAGGGGAGGGAGUGCAUUUGAGGCAAGGCCAAUCAAGGGUAAAAUGAAAUCUGUGUGUAGGGAAAACACAGAGGUAAAAUUAUCUCCAAAGCUUAAAAGGAUUGUUAUAAAAUCUGUUCUCUCAAAAUAAGGAUUCACCAUAAUAUUUCAAAAGGUUUUGGCCAUUUUUAUCCUUAAUUACUAAUGCGAAUAUAUAAAUCCUCCCAUCUAUAAAAAGAAUUAGGUUUUAAGAGCACACUUUCCUUGCCUGCCUUUUGUUAUAAAACUGAAGCAGAGGGUUAGAGCCUGCUGUCCUGCCUGGCUGUCUGGCUAAUUGUAACAGCAUGUUAAUGAGACUUAAGAAUACCCUCACACUCUUUGACCCUCUGUGACUGCAGAACUUCCCUGAAGAGUACCUGGAAACAAUCAGACCUGAACAGAGCUUCUCCUCCCAUUUUUGUAAAACUCUCUUCAUAUAUCCUAAAUACCCCAGACAUGUAAAUGUGCAUCUGGUUGAUUCUACCAGAGGAGUGAACCAGUCAAGAUAUUGGCAGUUUUACAAAUAGGCGAUAUUUUAAACUGUAGUUUUCCGUCUCAGAAGGAUAUAAGAGCUCAUUGAUGAGUGUAAAGAACUUGACAUUUGGGAGGAAAUGUGAUUAUUUUCUCAACAUUUAUAGCAUUAAAAAAAGCACCUUGAUGACCUUUGGCUGGACUCAUAAUUUUUGACACACUUAAAUCUGUCCUCUUUGUAAAUCAAACAAAACGAUCCUUUCAGUUCUCGGUGUUCUCUGUGAAAGAGUCUGAGUUGUGUUAUCCUCCAGCUGAACUAAAAUCAACCUUAUUACCCUCAAAGUCUUGGCAAGGAUGCAUGAAUUACCAUGUGCCCUUGGGUCUGAGCAGAAGCUCUCUGAACAGCUGCAUACAACUAUAACUGCAAGAGAAAGUGCUUCUGUAGAAGUUCUGUAAAUAUUUUGAACAUUUUUUAAACCCUUUUGGUCCCAGCAUUAUUUAAUGUUAAGUUUCAGUCCUAUAAUCAUCUAUCCAUCUCUUGACUUCUUUAUGAUGUAUGAAAGAUCUAUAGCAUAUGUUUCUAUAAGUAUAGGAUGAUCCUAUUUUGCUCAUGGUCCAUAAUUACUACUUAAAACUGAUAGGCCUUGGUCUUGGAUUUUAGAGGUUUGAAUCACACACUGAGGUUUUUACUUCCUUACCAAAGACUUCCUUCUCGUUAGAAGGCAAACAAAAAAGGGGGGUUCCUUAAAUGGAGCAUUGAGUAGAGUUUAUUUAUUUCCAAAAACAAGUCUGUUGAGGCGUUUGAGCAAUUCUUAAAGAAUAAUAUUCAUCUGUUUUCUUGUAUUCUUGAUCUGUUUCUUGGAUGGAGUGAGUAGUUCUGUGCAUAAAAAGAAAAACAAGGCCAAAUUGGAGAGUGAUGGUUGUGUCACUUCUUUUCUUAUUUGCAUCAAGUGGUGCUCAUCAAUCAUGAUAACGCUGCAUGCAUCAUCUGCCUCUGACCGUGGACAGCCCUUAGGUGUUUCACUGUGGCUCCACUUAAACUAUUCUCCAGGGAGAUCCAUCAGCUGUCUCUGUCCUUGGGGGGGAAACACACACUUACUUCCCUUUAGCCCUCAGGGUUCACUUCGAUUUAUUUCUUUAAAAUGAAUACAAUCAGCUGAUCAGGAUGUGUGAAAAAAUAACAGACUAAAGGUGGUUAUGGUAAUGGGAAUAAUGACCAGACUGAAAAGCGGUGAUUUAACUGUUAUUUUGUUAUGUCUUUAGAGGAAGUGUCCAGUUGAUUAUGUGUUAAGUAACUUUGAGUUGUUCAGAGAUUGGUUUACUUUUCAGUUUUUAUGUUUCAUGAAGUCUAAUACUUUCUUUCUGUUUUCAGGACACUUCCAAACAGAGGCAGGUGAGGAAGAAAACCGUGUCCUUCAGCUCAAUGCCAAGUGACCGAAAAAUCAACAGCACAGCUGCCUGCAUGGCCUUCAUGAUGGAGGGUUGUGAGAUGAAGAAAGUGCGGUCCAACUCCCGCAUGUACAACCGCUACUUCCUUCUGGAUCCAGACAUGCACUGGCUCCGCUGGGAGCCAUCCAAAAAAGAUUCAGAGAAAGCUAAAUUGGAGAUCAAGGGCAUUAAGGAGGUUCGUCUGGGAAAGAAAACUCCAGUUCUGCGCAGCAAUGGUCUCUCUGAUCAGUUUCCUGAUGAAUGUGCUUUCUCUAUCAUCUAUGGCGAUAACUAUGAGUCCCUGGAUUUGGUAGCCAGUUCGGCUGAUAUAGUCAGCACCUGGGUAAUGGGCCUAAGAUAUCUAGUGUCUUAUGGUCGGCACACAGUAGACAUGGCGGAACCUAGCCAACCAAGUCUUCGAACAUCUUGGAUUGGCUCAGUGUUUGAGCUAGCAGAUAUGGAAAAGGAGGGACACAUAGAUCUGUUUAGGGCCACCCAGAUCAUCAAAGGGCUCAACCCCGGGAUGAAGGAGUCCAGGAUAGAGCUGAAGUUCAAGGAGCUCCAGAAAGCUAAAGACCAGUAUGGAGAGGAAAUUAACAUGGACACCUUUGUGGAGGCCUACUGCGAGCUCUGCACGAGACCAGAGAUUUUCUUCCUACUGGUGCAGUUUUCCAGUAACAAGGAGUAUCUGGACAGUAAAGAUCUGAUGCUGUUUGUGGAGGUGGAGCAGGGUGUGGAAGGUGUGACAGAAGAGAUGUGCAGGGAUAUUGUUCAGAAAUUUGAGCCAUCAGCUGAAGGGAGGGACAGAGGCUACCUCUCCAUUGAUGGCUUUACUCACUACCUCCUCUCCUCUGAAUGCCACAUCUUUGACCCACAGCACAAACGAGUGUGCCAGGAUAUGAACCAGCCUCUGUCCCACUACUACAUCAACUCGUCACACAACGCUUCUCUUCUGGAAGAUCAUUUCUGGGGCUCAUCAGACAUCAGCAGCUACAUCAGAGCUCUAAGGAUGGGCUGCCGCAGCAUUGAGGUCAUCGUUUGGGAUGGACCUGAUAAUGAACCAGUCGUGUACGUGGGUAGUUCAGUAGCUUCACAUCUAGCUCUCUCAAAAGUUCUGGACAUUAUAAACCAAUAUGCUUUUGAGAGCUCUGAGUAUCCCUUGAUUCUGUGUUUAGUGACCCACUGCUGCGUCCCACAGCAGAGAGUCAUGGCACAGCACAUGAAGAAGAUUCUUGGCGACAAGCUGCAUGUGGAACCCCCCAACAAAGAGGACAGCUACCUACCCUCCCCUGAAAAACUCAAGGGUAAAAUCCUCCUCAAGGGCAAGAGGCUACCACCUAACUACCCAGAUGCUGAGGGGGAUGUGACCGAUGAGGAGGAGGGUCUGGAAAUGUCCAGAAGAGUGGGAGCUGAUGAUAAGGACCAUUUAAAUGGCCUUGGCUACAAGAGACUAAGACUGUGCAGGGAGCUCUCUGAUCUUGUAUCUCUUUGCAAGUCGGUCCAGUUUAGAGACUUUGAGCUCUCUAAGAGGGAGCAGAAGUUCUGGGAGAUUUGCUCAUUGAAUGAGGUCGAUGCGAACAGGUUUGCCAAUGAGUUCCCAGAGGAGUUUGUCUGCUAUAACAAGCGUUUUCUGUCAAGGGUAUAUCCCACUCCCAUGAGAAUUGAUGCCAGCAACAUGAACCCCCAGGAUUUCUGGAAGUGUGGCUGCCAGAUUGUAGCCAUGAACUAUCAGACACCAGGCCUAAUGAUGGACCUCAAUUUAGGCUGGUUCAGGCAGAACGGCAACUGCGGGUAUGUUUUGAGGCCAGCCAUCAUGAGGGAGGAGGUGUCCUACUUCAGUGCCAAUGCUCGGGACUCUUUACCCGGGGUGUCUGCCCAGCUUCUUCACAUCAAGGUCAUCAGUGGGCAGAACCUACCAAAACCUCGGGGCUCUGCUGCCAAAGGUGAUGUUGUGGAGCCCUACAUUUAUGUGGAGAUCCACGGCAUUCCAGCUGACUGUGCUGAGCAAAGAACCAAGACCGUGUCCCAGAACGGUGACAACCCUAUUUUUGAUGAGAGUUUUGAGUUCCAGAUCAACCUACCAGAACUUGCUGUGCUGCGCUUUGUGGUGCUGGAUGACGACUACAUUGGAGACGAGUUCAUUGGCCAGUACACCAUUCCAUUUGAGUGCUUACAGCCAGGUUAUAGGCACGUCCCCUUACAAUGUCUAACGGGGGAGUUUCUACCCAACACCACCCUGUUUGUCCAUGUGGCCAUCACCAACAGGCGAGGUGGAGGAAAGGCACAUAAGAGAGGUCUGUCUGUAAGGAAGGGCAGAAAGGCACGAGAGUACACCACAACCAAAACCACGGGGAUCAAGGUGGUGGACGAGCUCUUUAGAGCAUCCACGCAACCUCUCAGGGAGGCCACAGACCUCCGAGAAAAUGUACAGGUAAGGGACUACAUGCUUGUAAUUGGCAAGAUAUUUACCUUUCUUUUUUUAGGGUAAGAGAUGAAAACUUUGUUGAUAAUUUCUGAAUAUUUUUGUGGUCCAAGAGUUAAGUGGAAUGUCUUACCACAAUGUUUCCUUUUGUAGUUGGCUGCAGUCAUUGUGUUUGACCAUCUGAUACAGCUGGUUUUGGCCAGUCUGUAAUUUGGCUAUCUGAUUAUUUCUUGACCAUCAGGACUAAUGGGUAGGCGUGUCACAAUAAAACCUUUUUACUUCCGAUAUGAUACUGAUAUUGUAGGCCGAUACCUAUAUUGAUCUGAUUUUAGCACAAAUUUUUUCACUUCUGUGUCUUUUUUGGACUUUAACAUAAAAUACUGCCACACAGCUGACCUCACUCCUACUCCUUGCUACUUUGUUAGUACCUUAGUACACACUGUUGUUGUGAUCACAUGGGCUCCAGGCGCUGCUAGAUAGAGGUACUGGAGCGGAGUGUGGAAUGGACUGCUUGUAUCAAAGUACUGAUAUUGGAGAUUUUAAAUGCAGGUCGAUAUAAUCUGAUAUUAGUUUUUUCUGAUAUAACUGAUAUUAAACCAAUAUCUGAUAUCAAUAUCAGGUCAGGUUGCCUCUACUAAUGGACUCCUCUGGUCAGUGCAAUAAUGUGGAUCCAAAAUUGAUUAUUUGUUCAUAACAAAUAACUUGUACAAAUACUUUUUAAGGCCUUAUUGAAGAAUUUCAUCCUUUCAAGUGAAGAGAUUACAAUUCAGUGCAUCAAAAUACAAAAUCAUAUGGUAUUGUACAGUAUUAAACACUUUGUUGACUGUCUGGGACCCCAUUUAUGCACACUUCCUUCCUUAAGUCCAAAACACUUACAGAUGUGACCUUCGUCACAUUAUAAUACAAUAAUAGCAAAAACAAAAGCCAGCGCCACAACUUAGAAACGUCUUUUUGUAUGUGCAUGUCAUAUUAUUGAGCAGCCACAUUUUGUGAAUGAUAAACAAUGAAUUAACUCACACUUAAUUGAUUUUAAAAGAACAACUAAUCUGGCAGAGAUUAGCCGAUAAAAUCUCAAGAGUUUAAUUUAAAGUUGUUGUCACUUACAACAGCAGAAAUCAUGUUUCUGCACAGCCUUUCAAUGCUUCCUCAAACUCAAGCUGAUGUAUUUCUGAUUAGACUCUUUCCACUUCUUGUUGUGGAUAAAGGCUUGUCGCUAAUUGUGCUCUAUUAAUGUUGCAGAAGAGAGCAGUAAUAAACUGGCAUUGCUGUGCAAUUAUGAGGUUUAUGAAUAGUGUAAUCAUUAAUGAAGGACAAUUACUGGCCAGAGGAGAAGACUGGGUUGCUAGGCACUCAGUGAACUACUUUAAAACUCCCUUGCAUGAGCAAAUGAAGAUUAGUCACAGCCGUGUGUGCUUGGCUUCAGUAGCAGAAGCCUCUCAGAGCAUUUAUCAUUUUGUUUGUGAUGCCCGGAGAAAUGAUACAAAGCAUGUCUCAUUCGUUCAGCAUCCGAAUCACAUCACAAAAAAAGAGUGAGUCUUUUACACGGCGUGUGUUGUGUAAUCUGGUUGUCAGUUUAGGUUGACGGGCUCUUUUCUUCACUGAUGGCUUACAAAACAAAAAUAACUCUGCUGCCAACCUCUCUAACACGUUUCCAUCAACAGCACUUUCUUUGUCGAGUGAGAGGGUGGAAGAAAAAAAGACUGAGGGACACCAACGUAUUUUCACAUAAAAGUAAAAGAUUUAUUUAUACUGUUCUAUUCGGCUCACUUUGGAUAUGUUCUAGUAGAUUACAGAAAAAUGUUAAAAAUGAUUACUUUUUCUUAAUUUAACUCAUAACCAGAUCAAAUCCAGUUACUUGAAGUCUUUUGCUCGAGCAGUGAGCGCAUGGAAAGAAGCAGGCUUAACCAAAUCAAACAUCUAACGCUGAUGUCUCGUGUAGGAAGAUACCAAAUUAGAUAGAUGCUCACAUGUUCUUCCAGAAGCUGCUGGAGCACACCCCUGCAUACACUUUACUGCAUGUAUCCAGGUCAUAAAUACCACUGACUGUCAACCCAGCUUCAGUAAGCACUAACCAGAGUCUAAUGACACAGCAAACAAAAGACCUGAACAAACUAAACAAGCAAAAAAUGUGAUUAGAAAUCCAGCGGCAUGCAGUUUUGUGUCUCUCAACGGUGGACAUGAGCAUGGUCUUAAAGAGGUGUCUUCUCCCAAAACAGAGAGAAAUAUGUUUGUGUGUUCAAGGUGAAGUUGAUCCUGUGAUUUUAGAGGUAGUAGCACAGAAUAAUUUGGAGGAGAUGAAGGUAAGCCAUUGGAAAUGAAACUGUUUGAUAACCAGCAGUUCACGAACAAGCUAACAAAAGUGUGAACUCACCGUUCAGAAUAUUAGGACAUGUUUUGGCACAUUAGAAGAGUUACUCGAUAAAAGAAGUUGAACUGGUGAUACCUCAACAGAUUUUCAUGGUUAAGCCUGUAUCUCUGCUGGUUUAUGAGUCAGCAUGGGAACAUUUGUAGAAGUACAAAUAUGCUUAACGGUGCACAGUCUGAACCUGACAUGUAGAGCUGCACGAUAUAUCAUUUGAGCAUCGUCAUCACGAUGGACAGGCACGAUAGUCAAAUGCUGUCAUGUAGGAGGAGAAUGAACUCACUGAAUUCCAAGGGUAGCUGACUGAGAUACACUGCAUGUAGACUCUGCGUGUGCUGUGCAGCAAUCCACCAAUCACUUUCGUUCUGUACUCAGUUGCCAAGCAGAUUACCCUGCCGGCCGUCAAUCAAAAUCAGAGCGGAGGAAACAUUACUCAUCACUGUUUAGCCCCCACUAAGAAUUGAACGGGUUUUAAAUUUUACAUUCCAGUGGACCACUCUACUGUGAGCGGUGUGCAUUUCCACAAGGUGCGUGCAAUGCUUGGCAGGCACGCGAUUCUCGGCAUAACACCGGUAAGAACAACAAUGACUGCAAAAUGAGCAACAAACAAGAGAAAACCACCGAAAAUGAAGACUUGUUGCCAAAAAGAAAAGCAAAGUCAGUUAUCUGGAAUUAUUUUGGUUACAAGAAGGAUGAUGUUGACCAAACACGUGUUCUGUGUCGGCAGUGCCUUUCAUCUGUUGCCACAACAAGAAAUAACAUGUCUCAGCACAAUAAAAGCAAGCUAAAAAAUAUCUCUAAGACAGACAGAAGCCAUUCUACUAACAUUCACAAAAAGAGGUAAGAUCAGUGCAGGUUAAUUGUCCACAAGAUUUCAGCAGUGCAGCAUAGCAUAAAUUGCUAUUCAGGUCAUCUGGUGAAAAUUCUUGUAUUUUUUAAAACUGCAACAUAUUUUGCAGGGUUGAAAAAAAAUUGCAAUGUUAGUUUUUUCCAGUAUCGUAUGGCCCUACUGACAUAUUUUAAGUUCUGUAAAAGCCUGUUAACAUGUCCCAGCUCUUUAGCUCCAGAUCAUCUCUCAUUAGACAUACCUUGGAUAUGAUGGUUUUGAAUCACUGUCUUUUAACCAGAUCAAACAAAGCUUGCGCUGCUGUUGCUUCUAAAAAACACAAAAUAAUGAGGUUUGAAAUGUAAAUUCUUCUUUUUGAAACAAGAAGAUAAAAGUUUUGGGAAAUGAAUGAAAGAGGUGAAGAAAAAGAGGAAGGCUUUAAAGAGGAUCAAUGAAGGUGUUUGAGAGAAAUGGUCUUUGCCUUUUAAAUGUAAAAAUGGACACUUGAGCGAGCUUUGUAGAGGCCAGCUGUUCAGAGUCUGGUGCCUUGGAUGUGGGGAGGGAGCUGGAGGGCAGAAUGAAGGUCUGUGCCAACUACCCACAAGGCAACAAGCAGAGCAGCUCUGAAAGCUCUGCCACACACCACGUUAAGCCAAGAUUAGGUGUUAAUAAAAAAGAAAUUAUCUUUUUUUUUUUUUUUUUAUUUAAACACUGGAUAUCCCAGCUAUCAUUGGAUGAAUGCAGGGGGCACACACUCCACCAUGAAAGGUGUUAUUUCACCUGACCUAAACUCCUUUCAUAACAUGUUUUAUCCUCAAAAGCAAAGCCUCUAAAAGUAUGCUGUCAUAAUAACAAAUCAUUAGUGUUUUGCAUUGGAUUCAUGAAGUUGCCGUGAAAAAACACCAAUAGUCUCAUGUUGCCGUCAUGGAUCAACCCAACAUAUCAACUAUUUCUGUGGGGAACUUGAGUGAAGUCCUUUCCGGAGUGCUGCUGCCCGUGAACGUUAUUAAGUGUUGAUGGAGCCUGCAGAGAGCUGCCAGCCUGGAGUUGCUUUUUAUUUGCUGGAAAGCAUGAGUGCCAUCAUAGGUCUAUUCACCACAACUCAAUACUGCAAGCCAGAGAGGAAAGGAGAGAGAUCCACUGAUAGAGGCUGAAAGAGGGGAGGGGGUGGGGGGCAUACGGAAACAAAAGCAGGGUUGUAACCGGACACAGAGCUCUCAUUUGGGGAAUGUUUGAAGGGGAGUAAAGUUGGGGGAGGGAGUAAUUAAAAACAUGAGCCUCUCAUUGGGUUUUAUGUUUUUUUCAUCAUGGCCUGGAAACAUGGUGGUUUUUAUUGCACAACAGCUUUUGAAAAACGAUCACAUGUCUAGUUGUUUAUACUCAGUUUACUUUGAUCACAAUUUAAUUGUGUUUUAAUCCAAUAACUAUAAAUCUGAAGUGUAUCUAACACAAUAUAUUAAAGGGAAAUUACCAAAAAAAAAAAGAAACAACACACACGCACUCACUCGAUACUCACACACCAGGUUUUAAUCCCGAGCCCCAGAGCUGUCCCGUUUCCACUAUUGUGUUCACCGCUGCUUUACCCAGUGGCCCAAGAGGUGUUAACUGAGGCUGCAGCUCAGCAUACAAAUGCAGCUUCAGAUAGCCACCUUGUCCCCUGGCCUGCUUUUCCAUCUGCAGAAAGGUCGGGCCCAGCAGUGACAGCACAUCCUCCGCUGUUGGGGGUUGGAGGGGAAGAUGUUUUUCUGCAGGCCUGGAGGUCCGGCCCAAGGAGACAGCUGGUUCCCAUAGUGUAGCAUGCAGAGUGUGUGGACUGGUUCCCAAAUACCAACAGUGCAUGGCUUGUUCUCUCUAAAUGUUUUUACCCGCCCCGAGUUUUAAGCUUUUUAUGAAUUUGUUUUUCCUUUUAUGAUCUCCUCUCUGUGGAGAGUUUUGUCUGUGCCUCUCAUCAUCACCCUCAGCCUUGUGUCUUGUCUAAUAUCUUUCUUUUCUAUCACCUCACCACCUUGCUCUUGUUUCUUUUUAAUCAGAAGAAAUGCUGUACAAAAAAAAAAAUAGUAGGCACAACUUCUCCUUAUAUUCUCAUGCUGGCAAGAGGAUAAAACACAAUGAGGUGCCGUCACCUACUUUCCUUAGUUACCUUUGAACAUCUUGCUUAGAUGGACAGAAAAGCUGAAAAAGAUAGUUAGGCUGGCAGAGUAUUUGUUUGUUCUCCUCAUGCUGUAAAACAUGAUGUUGCACAUUUAUGACAAAAAGCUCUUCAUGCAGUCAUGUUUCAAACAGCUGAGAGGGGUCGAAAUACAAGCUAAUGCCAUAUGACUGAGCAAAUACAGCAGGAUACCAUGAUGUCCCACUUAAACAUGUGGAGAGGAGGAGCACAAGGUCCAAACAUUAACUUUGUGACUGACUGGCACUGCUAAUUGAUCUACAUCUGUGUCUAAUGACCGAAAGAUUUGCCUUUAGUUCCAGAAUUCAUAAACAGAACAUGCUGAGACAGAAAUUUCUUUAUUUAUCUAGUGACUGAGAGCUAACUCAUUCAGUGGUCUUGUCGAGAAAAGGGAACACGAGUACAAGAAGCGAGGUGUUUUCAUCGAGAGAAGAGAGUAAAAGGGAUUUGUGAAAAGGAAAUUUGUGUCCACGGAGAGAAAAGAGAGGAUGAAAUAAGAAGGAAGGAGUUCUCAGCAUCUUCAGACCCUCGUCAGAAGUUUUGCCUCAAAGCCUCCGGGCUGAAGAAUGAGCAGUCUUACAUUAUGGGAACCGAUCAUUUUAAUGUCACCGAGACAAACCCUCGCUGUAAUCUUUUCAGGAGUAUUAUGAUCCCUCUAAUUUAAGCGCUGCACUGGGGGUCAUCUGUGAAUAAAAUACAGGAACAUUUGUCCUUUUGUUUUGCACCACCAUCACAUCAGUUUAUUUUUCAUCUAAAAAGCUUAAAUAUGAUUGGCCUCGCUGACCGUCUUAAAAGUUGUGCAAAUUCUUUGAUCAGUUUGAGUAGAAAAGAAACACGCUUCAGUGACAGUUCAGAGGUUGAACGCACAAGGACGCCUCAUUCAGAUUUUUACUGUGUGCUCAGGUUCUUUUGACUGUAAUCUUUUGUGCUUGUGCUCGAUUGAAUAUCUACCAAACAGGUAACGUUAUCUCUUUUUCUCUUUUCCACGUUUUCUACCCAGAAUGCCAUGGUGUCUUUCAAAGAGCUGUGCGGCCUGACUCCAGCAGCCAACAUGAAGCAGUGUAUCCUGACAGUGUCAACCUGGCUGAUGAACAGCGAGCGAUCGUUGAGGGUGACGGUGGACCUGAGUGAGACUUACCCCACCAUGGAAGCUCAGGGUCCUGUGCCUGAGCUUCUGCGCAAAGUGCUCAAUGCCUACGACAUGGUAUGUAACAACAAUACACACAACAACAAAGUAGGGCUGGGCGAUAAACCGAAAAUCUACGACAAUAACCAACGUCAUUUUGCCCAUAUUGGUAUAUUCGGUGUCAAAAAAAUAAAUAAAAGUUGGUUUUGUAUGUGUGUAGGUAGGCUAUGGUCUCAUGUCCCUUUAAGACGCUGUCCUACAUCAUAGACGUGACUCCACCCCAUCCAGUCCGUAACAAAGAGGGAAAGACAGGUGAGGAGAUGGAGGACGGUUCAAAAGUUUGAGCGGCUGGAGCGGCAGCUGAAGUACAUGAAGUUAAUGUGGGAGGGGGUGAGCAGUUUGUGGAGUAGUUAUUGUCCAUUUAUUGUUAUUGAGGUGAACUGGUCAAUAUUUCGUGGUAUUUAUUUGAGGUCAUAUCGCCCAGCCCUACAACAAAGUUUGCCAGCGUGUGGUUUUGUAAGGAGACAUCAAAUGUAAAUGACACAAAUUUAGGCAAGUGUGUUACCAAGGAAUUCUCUUUAGAAUCAGUAUUGUGUUGAAAAUUUGGCGAGUGAGGCAACAAUACUCUUACUGUAUUGGGUUACAGCUCACUAAACAUGUACUGCAGGUAAGACAUAAUGUCAAAGCACUCAGGCAUUAAGUGUGAUAACAGAGAAGGCCUUGAGUGCACUUCCUGCUCAGCAUACAUCUUCAUUGUUGUUGCUCUUACGAAAAUAAAACGGACAAAAAAAGAAAAAGGAAGGGCCGGCUUCCUCCCUCCAUUAAUUCCACUUUGCUUAUCAUUUGAGUCGAGCAUUCACACAGCUGGAUGAGUUUUAAAAGGCCCCUAAAUGACUGGGUUAAACCAUUUGCCAGGUCAAGAUUGUUAAGCUGCAGCUUCUUGUGUUAUUCCACGUGUCCUUCUCCAUCCUGCCUUCUCCCCGACAAGAACACUGCAUUUUUCACCACUUGACAUUGGCACGGCCAAAAAAAAGGGGGGUUGGAGGAGUCUGUCUGUAAUUAGUUAUCACCCGCUGUUUCCUCUUCCCUUCCUCUUUCCCUCCCUCUCCCCUGUGAGGCUUGGUGGGAGCUGGUGAAGUGGGUCAUGACUGAGGAACAAGGUUGUUGUGUCCACAUUGCUCAGUUCCUCAGCGCUCCCACUGCUGACACCAACAGCGGAGCACUGACAUCAGUAGUGAUGCAGCUAGCAGAUCUAAAAUAGAGCCUACUUUAGCUUUUAUGAGGCUUCACACCAGGCGGUGGGCUCUGCAGUGUCAGAGCGACUCUCACGCUUCAGUCCACAAAAAAGCUCCCAGGGAGAAGUGCAGGAGCGGCGCCUCAAUCUAGAUUUCGAAGUUUAGAGAUAAGCAGAUGCAUUCAAAUGACUGUUGCAACAAAGAAAAAGUUUGUCUUCCAAAGAAACUCGCUCUUUCGCAAUCUGAUGAGCGCGAUUCUUUGUUUUUAUGUUAAACUAUGUAAAAGAUGGCGAUACUCUAGUCCUGGAAGUUACAAAAGAUUUAACUUACAGUACAUAAACCUUUGAUCUUGACCUUAAUCUUGAGCCAGAUCAACUGAACUUGUUUGUGCCUCCUUUAAAUGGGCCUGUUGGCACACUCCCAGCUUAAGCACAGAGAACAUUGUGUGUUUGUGUGUGAUUAUGUGCAUGUGUGAAACUGCGUGUCCUCAUGGGAACAUGGCUGCCAAUACGAGACCAUUUACUGUAAGAAAUCAGCAUGCAGUUCUUGUCCUCAGUCACCCUCAUGUGGGCUGCAGCCAGCUGAGGUUGUGACCCUGAGCUGAACAAAACGUCUGCACACUGGGUCUUUGUUUCCAGGGAUCAGGUCAGGCAAGCUCACAUACACAUGUUCAUGAACAUUUAUAUACAGCCCAUGCACACAGAUGUGUUUAUAGUACAGCUAAACUGUUUAAUAGGCACUCAAACAGAAACUAAAGACAGAUCAGACAGAGGAUUUUUCUUUUAGGGCUGCAUCAGCAUUUGAGCGCCCCUAAAGAAAAGGGAAGAGGCGUGAACCGAGUGCAACUUCUAGACAUGUGUCGCUGACAACUCUUGCUGGUUACUUUUGAAUUAUGUAACUCUCACCUAUAUAAACACCAUCCUCUUGGGUCUGGUGUAGGUUCUUGAAAUACUUAAAAAACUAUCAAGGAUUCUGUUUAUUUUGGGGGUUUUCUGUAGAUUCUUAGAUAAAAUCAUCCUCUGAAUGAGAGGACUGUCUCUGUCAGCGUCAUUACAAAUUUGUCAGCACCUGCAUCUUAUAAGAACAGCAAAACCAAAUAAUAUAUGCAUGUGCACACACAAACACACACACACAAAUAAACACACAAAGUGAGAGUCUACUUCCUGUCUUCCAGCUAACAGGAGUGUGAAACUUCAUUAGCUUCCUUCUCCGUGCAGGAGGGCCGGUCAGCCCAGCUGCUCUUCUUCAGCCUGUGGGUUGAUGUUUAGAGCUGAAACUUCACAGCUGUGUUGGUCAAAGGAUGAUUAUAGAGAUGGAAAAAGGGAGUAACACCUUAGGUACUUUUGGUUUUCUUAAGCUGCCAAAAUACACAGCAAAGCAUGAGAUUUUAGAGGGGAAAAAAAACUUCAUUACUUAUCAUGUAGUUUGUAGUUCACCGAGGAAUUUGAUGAGGUUUCCCUUAGCGUUGAAAUGAGCUGUGCAAUAAACAAGUUAAGGAUGUAUAAAAGGGCAAGACUUUGAACUAAACAAAUAAAAAGUGUCCUCAUCUGCAUUUGUUGAUUACUUUUGGGAUUAUUUGAUUACGUAUAAACUUUAAAAUGUCGACAUGUGACAUGAAAAGUGGUGAUAUGAUAAAAAUAUAGGUGUCAUUUAUAGAGCACUUUUCAAAACGGCAACCAAGGUCUUUACAAAUGAAAAUAAAAGAGAGAGGAAAGAGAAAUACAGAAGCUAAAGAUUUUAAACAAACGGGCAAAAAUAUAACAGCCACGAUAAGAGAUGAGAGAAGGAUAUAGACAAAAUAAACCGAUUCAGACAUCCUGCUUGUGCUUACUACAUACAGGAAGCACAAAGUGUAAAAGACUAACCAUUAAAAUGUUUCACGUUGUUUCAAAAGUGAGCAAAAUCUGAUCUAAGAUGUGGAGAUUUAAAUGUUUUUUUAAAGAAGAGCCUUUUAUGGUUAAACCAUAGUCUGUACAUAGAAUGUACGUCGUCUGCCUUCUCUCUGGGUGAAGCCUCCACGAGAACAGCACCCCCUGGUGACUGGUUGCAGUAAAGAUUAUAAAUCCCGCCUCCUCGAGCAAAAUGAAUGGAACUGUAGACAAACUUUAAAAGUUAAUCCCACGCCAUAUAAAUUUUUCUCCCCCUUGGUUGCGAUGUUGACAUGUGUUUACUUUAAGACUGCUUUGUGAUCAAGUCCUCUUUUUUUCUGUGCAGCUCCAUUUUUAAAAGUUUGUAGGGGGUUUAUGUCUUCUAUGAUUGACACUUGAUACAGCCUAUGGGCAUACGAAGAUUGCGUAAAACAUCCAGGGAGUAUUCUGUUUAUGCCGAGUGUCGCUCAAUUACUGGAGACAGACCAUGUUGUGUUGUGUCUACGGAUUAAACAAAGACAGCUGACUUAAAUUGUUUCCCAGAUUAAAUAUUCAUCUCUUUUUCUUAUAUGAUGUGAAAUAAGAAGUUUAAAGUCUAGUUAAAUAAGAUGAAUUAUUUCCUACUUUUAAUUAUGAUACUCUAUCCAAAUGGACCAGAUGAAGAUAUUUAUGACAGCCUGUGUAAAUUUGGUUGGGGCUAAACUGUUUGUGAGCAGUUUAAUAAAGCACUUAAGUCCUCAGCUGCUUUGAGCCAAGGAUUUCAGGUUAUAUAUAUUAGCGGCUUUUCUCAAUCACAUCCAGAUCUGAACCCGGAUAGAACUGCAUCCGGCUGUGCCUUUUGGCGAGUGCUGCCUGUUAUGCAAAUAUCUUCUGUCCUCUUUAUCUUCCAGAUGAUCCAGACCACCAGAACACUGAUCGAGUCAGCUGAUGGCGUCUACUCAAAGCUCACACAAGCACAACGGGCAGGUAUGUUUCAUCACUGGUUGGCAGGGAACAAGUUGAUUAUCUGAUAUGUUGUUUUUUUGAAAAUAGGGACAUCCUGUCAGGAGGUAUGAGGCUGAUCUGUGCUUUUGUGAAUCACCUUUUCAUGCUGGCAUAUUUCCUCUAAAAAAUAUAACACUGUAAGGCAAAUGAUUUAUUAAGCUGAAUGUUUCUGUCACUUCAACUUUUCUCGUUCAAAAUGAAUCACACGCUGAAAAGACGCAUUUCUGCAGCCUUCGCAUGCAUUACAUGUUGUGUCCUUCCUCAUUGAAUAGUCGAGUGAAUCUACUGGUGCAACAUCUCCGUCAACAUCAGCAAGCAGCGGCUGCUGCUGUCGACAGAAUAGGCCAUCAUGAGUGAGUCACCGACGAGUAGUUAGCAUGUCAGUGGGCAGGUGAAAACAAUCUCCCAGCCACAGAGAAAACAGGAGAAAGAGGACAGAAUGAAUAAACACCCUUUGAGAGGAUGAGAGGAAUAAAAGGGUUUGACAGAGUGAGGAAUGAGAGGGGGAGGGCGGGCAAAGCGGGAAGAAAGGGAUGAAAUUAAAGAAGCGUUGAGUAUAUCAAAUUGGAGAAAAGAGUGCUCGAGGUAAGAGGUCUGGCCUUUUAGGUGAGAGCAAAAAAUGGACCCUAAUAAGAUCAUUAGGGAGAAAUAGCUUUAGAUGAUAAAAUCCUGUGGGUUAGCGUCUCCAGCCUCUUUUACAUUCACAAGUAAUUGUCCCUCAUUUGCUUUGCUUCUCUUCUACACAGCAGUGCCUCUGCUGCACGGCUCCUGAAUUGGGAGGACAUAGUUUGAAUACUGAGAUCUUCAUUUUGCAUGUUUUACCUCGAACAGCCACCCUCAGAUACACCUGAAGUAAAUGAGACGGCCUCACAGACUUGGACUGAUUAUUGAGCUUCAAAGCACUUUUGUAAACAUGACAAGCUAUUUGUAUUCAUUGUUGUUGUGUGCCCUGUUUAUGAUAAACCCCCAAGUCAGGGAGGGAUCAUUCACAUGCACAUGCCAACUCAAUAUCCUGAGACCGAUAAGCCAAAAUAAGCUUGCUAUGCCCAGUGUUACUCCCUGGUGUCCCACUGAGAGGCAUAUGCUUCACUUCCCACACCACAACAAGCCAGGAUGAUAUUUGUGUGAUGCAAUUACCUAGGGAUGUACCCAGGCUGAAAGCUCGGGUCUCAGUCAUAGAGUCAUCCCCUGGCUCAGAGAUUUUCCUAGUCCAGAUCUGGACGCAUCUUCAAAGGCGAGGAGUGCAGAGUUCAGCUGAGCUUUAACCCCACACACUACAAAACAAGGAGCAUGUAACCCAAUUAAAGCGAAAAUAUGGGAAUCCUUAAAUUUCCAUGUAAAAAAUGUUGAAGAUACAAUAAUGCAUGCAGAGUUGAAGCGUUAGCCCUGAGGGGGCCUCAACUGCAUGCCAAACAUAGUACUCUCCGUAUCGCCCACUCCCCCACCCUUAGCAAUAACACACACGCCUCAAUCCAAACCGCUGCCAUUCUCAAACACACAUACAACUGUCAUGUUUGUCCACUGAUGCUUCUAGACAUGUUCCUGUGAGGUUGAAAAGAAGGGGGGAAAAAAUGUUCUCUGACAUAAUGUGUCUUUCCAGCAGGCUGUCAGGGAAACAGAUGGCCCUGCACUGUUGAAGAAAAUCUAUUUACUUUGCUUUUUUUUUUUUACGUGAUAGAGAUCUGUAAAAUGUAACCCCACCGCCUCAAAUCAAAAUGGGGGAAAAACAAUUUUUAGCUUAAAUGAAAUUCAACCUUGUUGGCCUAAGGACACGCAGAAGAAAGAUGGGCUGGGAAAGCAGAACUCGCCACAUAUUAAUGUGAACAUACACAGCUCUUUCUUCUUGUAUCUUUGACUUUCUCAGCUUCAUCUACAUAAAUUGGUUCAUAUAUGAAGAUGUUAACCGUCUGUAUCUUUGCUUCUAACUCAUGAAUAUCAUUAAUCCAGAUCAUUUGGAGAGAGAGACACUCUUGAUAGUGAAUUAUGAUGCUCGGCACCACCUCCACGCAUUAACAAUUUUAUAUCUGCUCUGAUAAAUCCACCACUGUUAAGAAACAAAUGUCUUUCCGAUAUAAAUGCAGACACUCCUACGCUCAGAGCGCUCUUUGUCCCCUUCACAUUCAACCUGACUCAUCGGGUCCCAUAGGUAUGUCUGCUGCCUCUUUAGCUUUGCAUAUAUGCAUAAUUCUUUCAUAACGGCCUUUUUAUUACUCUACAAACAAGAGAAUGAAAUAGAUUGUGUAACCUUACACUUAAAACUUUACCCUCGGGGGUUUAAGUAAUCCAUCGAAGUCUAAUGUCACAAUCAGAAUCAGCUAAAGCAACACUCACCUGUCUCCCCAUGCAAAAUGCUUCAACAAAACCCUGUCUUUGUAAGUGGAUUUUAUUCUACUUCCUGGUCUCUCUUUUGUUUGGACUGUCUGAGUUCAUUACAAGAACUUCUAAUCCCUCACUGAGUAGCAAAAAAACAACAGAAGACAGUUAGACACACUCAUGCCUUCACAGCAAAGCAGGACAGCUUUCUUAGUUCUUCAGACGGACUGACAAGCCCUAAAUGCACCUUUCAGAAGCCCAACUUAUAAGCUGCAUGAUUGCAAGAGUGGCAAUAGCAACAGCCUGAGCACAGACAGGCAGACAGUCAGAGAGUUGAGUCAUACCAAAAAUAACAGAAUGGUGGAUUUGCAUAGAAUUGAGGGUUUUGUCUUUACGAUUGAUCUGGAGGCCGGAGGUAUAAUUUUGGCGUAAUUUGGCUGUGUGAGAGGCAGAGAAGGUUGCUAUUAGAGAACAGGUUGUCAAAAGUAGGAGGGGAAAUGUGGGCUUGGAUAGGAUGUGUGUGUGUUGUGUGUUGGUGUGGAGUUUUUAGCCUGAUUUCAGGCCUUUGAUUGACCUGACACUUUGGCCCCAGCCUCUAAGAGGGUGCUCUGCUCAUCAGCUAAAUGCUGUUGUGACAAAGCCUUAAUCAUAAUGAGGAGCAGGCUGCGAUCCCAAAUGAGGGACCUGAACUCACCUCUUGCCUCCUCACUUGCCUUUCAUUUUAAAUCCCAGCAAGGCGAGAUGAGCCGCACGUCCGCAGAUUAAUCACUCAUACAGCAGGAGAUGAGAAACAGGGAUGAUGUGGGACAGUUUUGGGUUACCAUGGCUCUUACUCCCCAACACAACCUCCUCCCUUUCCUCCCUUCUCCUCUCUUCUUUCCUCAGUUCAGUUUAUGCCCCAUCAUUAUUGCAGCUAAUCAGUUUAAUUUGGGCAGUGAAGCUGACGUGUUGAUGAGGAUGGAGAGGUGCUGGAUGAUCCCCCCUGGGCGCUAUUGAUGGCUCGCCAUCAUGCACACCGCUAAUGGGAGACCAGAUAGACAGCUGGGAUGCACACUCCAGCACCUCCAGAUGCUACCACUGUGUGUUUGUGUCUGAGUGUACUCUCUGCAUGCAUAGUUAAUCUGUUUUUGAAUUUAGCUCCCACUUGGUCUCCUAACUAGCCUGUGCUCCACUGGUUUAUAACCAUUUUUUAAAGACACAGAUUCAAUAUCUAUGAUUGCAUUUGGCUGCUUUAUCAGUGUGUCAAGUUCCUUACAAAGACACAGUUUUAGGGGACUCCUUUUUUAAAUUUGGCCUUACUUUGAGAACUGCCCCACAUAAUGCUACUUAAAGUUAGAUAUUGUAUUCAUGUAGAUACAGAAUUGCAUUAAUUUGAUCAUAAAAACAAUGCAGUUCAAUGGCAUAUUUUCUUCAAAAGGAAAAGCAAAGGCUCCUAACAUUGACUGUUUCACUUAGUGCUGCACUAGAAAAAAAAGUAAUGACAAUAAUAAUAAUAAUAAAUAGACAUGCACUUUUUUUUUGUCUGAAUCAACAUUAUGAUGCAUUUAUGUGUCUGAGAAUACAUGACUACAUUUUACUGUGUGAAUUUUGAAGGCUCAGCCUUCCCACAGCCUGCCUGAACUUAUUUAUUGAUGACUCCCUCCAUGCAGAGUCUCUGUGACUGACCACGCUGACUGUUAUUUUGGUUCAAGGCCUCUUCAUGUGGAUUCCAUUACCACAGAAAUCCAAGGGAUAGGGAUAUCCUCUUCCCUUCUUCCUCUUGGCUUUGCAAAGUCAUUGUUUUCCCAGCUACAAAAUCCCAUUCCCUGUUUGUGAUUAUAUUUUUCCCGGUUCCUCGGCCUCACGCAGAUAAAGCGUGAGACUGUGGAUAAAGUGAUAGCACUGAUUUAGCUUCAUGUAUGAUCUUUCUCUACCCCGCACAUCAUUUCUUUGAAGAUCGUGCCUGACUUUACCUUUCUCUCCUCCUCUGGCUGUAGCUCUCUCUCUCUCUCUCUCUCUCUCUCUCUCUCUGCUUGUGUGUUUGGAUUGAGUGAUGCAGCACUCACUACAAAAGCAGAGAACCCUGCCUGCUCUGUGCAGAGACUGUAAGCCUUUACUGAAGUGUGUCUGCCUGUGUUUGUCUGCUCAAACACAAUACAUGUUGUCUCAUCAGUCCCUCUGUCUAUCUUAGAGAUCAUUUCUUCCUCUCUAUUUUUCUUUUUACUCUAUAUCUCUUUCUAGUAACGAAGGAAAGCUCACAAUCCCUGUCUCAACAGUGUGUGCCACAGGGGCAACAUUUUGUUUAUUAACUCAUUUUCUUGAAUUUAAAGUGACAAAAAAAAAAAAUGACUGUGAGACUGUUGGGAGAAGAAAAUGCUUAAUAAUUGUGAAAUUAAAUGCUUGGAGAGGCUGUAUUGUGACAUGCCGCCUCUAGCUAAUUUCCUCUUUUAUUCAGCUCGCUGUCUGCCACGCUACCAAAGUUGUGUGAUCCCGAAACCGCCUUGGCUCAGUGCAGCACCAGCAGCAGGCCAUUAACUGCACCAGAUUACAAGAUCAAAUCAGCCAUAAACCCUGUUAACACAACUUUCAUGCUCAGAAAAAAAGGGGCUCUCCGUUGGCUCUACAUCAGUAUUGUGAAAAUAUUAGACAACAUAAGUGCUUGAUCUUUUUUCACGGUGUGAUGAGACUGAUACGUGCUGCUAGGCUAGAGAUCAGGUUCUUUGUUUUUUAAAGCCAGACCGCUUAAACUGUUUUAUGCGCUGCAGUAUUUGGAGAAAAAAACUGUUGUAGUGAAUUCUGCACAAAAUGAUGUGCAGAUCUGCUGAGGAGAGAGUGGAUGUAGCUGAGGCAGAAUGUAUUUCAGAUAAGUGAGUAUCUUCUUGAUUAUUCAUGUCUCCUUAUCAUUCAUGAGGGGGGCGCAGCAUUUUUGUAUUUUCGGAGACUGUAACUACAUGAUAAGUAGACAGAACAUGGUCUUCUACUUUGCAACCAGAGAAUGAGUAUUACACAAAAUGAUGCGUAUCAUAUAUCUGCUCCUGAAACUGUUAUUUAGGAUGCAACCCCGUGGUUAUUUUGACAAACAACACCUCUCCAAACAAAGCUAAGACUUCUCUUUGCAACAGUGGAAGUACCUGCUAAAGCUGAAGACUGUGUGGACUGAAUGAAACGUGUUGAGGAGCUUUAGUGGUUGAAGUUUCUUCAUUGUCAUUGUGGUAAACAAAGCUGUGUAAGGUCAGUGGACAGAGACAGACUGACAUGCAGCCGGAGACGCACACAGAUUGUGUGGGAGUUUGUUCUUAAAGCCCAGAGGAUUAGUAAUGGUCUGCCUGGGCUAAAUGAAGCCGGACCUACUGAUAGACCAAUUAAGGGUUAGCCUGCACUGCACUACUUCCAUUUAACUUCCAUUAGCAAUGCAGCACAUUGUACACUGAACUGCUGCUGUGUCCAUUUGAGAGGAGGAGCUGGCUUUAUGUCUUUUGUUUUGCAGAGUUUGUUUUGAACAAUCCAAGAGUAAGAAGAAAUGACCACGGGAGCAAGAUAGUACUGCACUGCCAUCUUCAAAAAGGAGAUUCUGACUGUUUGUAUUUGUAUUAGGGCUGAAAUCAACCAAAGAAAUUCUUGGAGACUAAAACCCUGAAAUUUUUUUACCAAAAAUCGACUAAUCAGGGGGUGGGGGGCAACGCGGCUUGGCUCGAUAAGAAGGCAGUCAAACACGAUGAAAGUUGAAACGCUCAAACUAAAAAGCCAAUAUCAGUCAAUAGCCAAUAGUUAUUGAUGACAUUUGGUAAUAUAACAAUAUCACUGUGUUCUGUUAUGUCUGUGUCGUCAACAUUUUAAAUUUUUUUGAGUGGCUUGCUCUUUUUGAGUGUAAAAAAAGUCAUUCCCCACCUCCCCAAACCUGAUUGGUUGUGAGGCACACUCCAAGUCCUUCAAUAACGUGCACUAGCCCAAACAAAGUUAGCGUGCUACAAUAUUGGAUUGUAGAAACCAACAAGAAAGUACGGAAAACACAUCAAUAAAUCGAAAUAAAUACCGGAGACCGGACAAGAGCUAAGAAGCCGGGUCAACAUCAGCAUAAAGGAUGGGGGACACUUCGGGGUCUAAUGGACCCUGUAACCUUUCUGCUGGACAGGUAAACCACUUUAACAAAGUAAGCCAAGUGUCUGUAACAGAAAUGUUUCUUGUCAAACGGGACCUGCUGCAUGUUGUAGCGCCGCUAAAGUGUUUACCUCGGGUUCUGGAGUAUUCCAUUUUAUCUUAGUUGUGAAAGUCCUGCAAACAUUGUGUUUGCUGGUUGUCUGUUGGCAUCUACAGUAGCACCAAUGCUUUUUACUUUCACAUUCACUGGGCUCUAUUUGUAAUUAUCUAAAGUAUUUAUCUGCAUUAUAUCUGAAUUUAACUGAAACAAUACGAGCGAGCAGGAGCGUCUGUUUGUGGGCGGGGCUUGCUGGAGCAGAGACGGAGGGGAGAGGAGGAGCCGAGGGGAAAACUGGUUGGGAGGGGUAGUGUUUAUAUUUAAGAUUUCUCCCCAAAACUGGCACUUCCUCAGAUCCUGCCGACCCCACCUUUAAGUGGACGCUCUUCAAUCUUCCUGUCUCGAGAUGGUCUCCAGUGGCUUGGGUGAAUCCAAAAUGGUGAAGACAAGGGGGAUGUUCUGAGACAGGCUGUUACCUUUGAAAUGGGGGUGCUCUGAAAGCACACGUUCCUUCUGAUGAAAUUAACCAUAGAUUAUAAAUUGAUGCAGAAAAAAUCGAGUUGACCAAUCAGAAUUUUGGUUGACUCAGCACGUAUCGACCAAUAAGUCGACCAGUUGACCAGGACUUUACAGCCCUAGUUUGUAGGUUAAAGUAGGGCAGGUGCUACAGAUGGUGAAAGGCAAAGCAGCAUGGUGCAGUCAUUUAUUGUCCAGCAGAAAACUUAGAGGUAGUUUUGGAAGAAAGGAAGGCUGGCAGUUCGAUAACAGGAGACACAAAAGCGGAUCUGAAAAACAAAGGCACAACAAAAAAAGGAACUCGGAUUUAGAAAAGCUCAAAGUUCAAGGCACAAAGUGUUCACAAAUAACUGAACACUAAAGGAUAAAAUGGAAAAGUUAUAUAUAAUGGAUGUGGGCGCAGGUAGGUGUGACUAAAACCAGUCAGCUAAUUUAAGCAGUGCUUAGGUUUAGAGAAGAGGAGGAAAUCUCUGACAGCAUCUUGUGGAGAAGUGGAUAUCAGACUAUCAGCAAAGCCAGCCUUCAUAUUUUCAUUCAUAUUUAUCUGAGGCGAGUGUAAAGAGAGGAUCUAUUGUUUUAUUAAUUUGGUUCUAAAACUAGAAAUAUGUAAAAAACAGAAUUAGCUUCUAAUUUAAAACGGCACAUGUAUCAGUUAUCUAGAUUUUAGGGCAUAUUGACUUUAUGACAAUAUAAAUCAGGACAUUGUGGGCAUGUAUGGUCUUGUUUUACAUAAUCACACUCAUAAGCAUACAGUACAUGCUGCUUUGCGAGGUGAACAAGAAGGAGAUCAAACUUACAUAACAGAUUUAGGUGUCUGUCCCUUUAAGUAACCACGUCUUGAUGUCUGUACUUCCCAGGUUUGAUUGUGUUUCUUGUUCAGCUCCACUUUGAAGAAUCAGAAACAUUACAAACACUGACUUUUUCCCAGCAUGCAAUGUUUUUUUUUUUUGGGUCGAAUGCUUCAGAACUAAUAUUGACUCACUAUUAUCAGAGCUAUUAUGUCAUUUUUGGGUCGAUGUAUAAGCAUGGAUGGAUCACGUGUUUGUCUGUGUGUAGGUCUGGACUUCCACGAAGACCUGCAUCGAAUCGGAGCAAAGGAGGGUCUGAAAGGACGCAAACUUCAGAAGGCCAUGGAAAGCUAUGCUUGGAACAUUACUGUCUUGAAGGUAAGACCACACCUGACACAAAGCCUCCAGCUCAACAUAGUGCUCUCUUUUAUUUGUAGACUAUAAGCAGCUGGAUAAGGAAGAGAUUAAACUACAUGGUAUCUCAAGAAAGCACUCUGGGCUAAUUAUAUUUGCCUUCUCUCUAAUCCCCAAAUCUCUUAAUUAAUUGCAGAUGAUUACAAGCACAGUUUUAUUUAUUUGCUCGUGUAACUAUCUUGACAAGCCACGAAAGGAUUGUUCACACUUGUUUGCAGACACACACAUGCUGCUCCAUCAUUCCUCAUAAGGGUCCGCUGGGCCCCCGGGGACAUGCUUUGAAGAUGAUGCUCAGCAAAAUACAUUCAUGUCUCUGCCUUUCCUUUCCCAUGACAAGAGGAGAUAAGGCUGCCCAGUGGCCUCAUCUCACUGCCUGUAUGAACACUAGUAGUAAUAGCAACACUGAUAAAAACACCACAUGCUGCUCAGACUGUGCUCGGCGGGCCUGUUUUGCUAAAUAAGGACAGAGCAGCCUGGGUAUUUUUAUCUCAUCUCAUCACCCUGAAAUCAUUUAGUGUUGAGUGAAGAAGCUCCCUCAGCUGAGCUUUUGUUUUAUUGUCAGGAAAGGUGGGAUUUUGAUUGCUUUACACCGGUCUCAUCAGACUAAAAGACAGUAAUAGAUUGCAACUAACAAAUAGGGAAUAGUGUAAUUAACCCAGUACUUUAAUUUAAAAGGUAUUAAAAAAAAAUGAAAGAGUGCCUUUAUUCAAUGAGUAGAUUUAGUUUAUUGCUUAUUUGUCAAGAUUUUAGCUAAAGCAUUUAUAAAUUAGAGAAAUAAGUUGAAUGAGCAACAGCCAGAUUUGUCUUAAUUACGCCUUAUCACACUCUUAAGAAUUUGAGAAGCACAACAGAUGGCUGAUGAAAAACUAAUCCCCUCUACUACCCCCAAUUUCACCAGACUCCUCCCAUCCCUUCUUUGUCCACCUUGAGUCAUUCCCUCCCUGGUCCUUCAGUUUCUUUGGAGAGCCUCAUUCUCAGCAUGAAGACAUCUUGGCGUGAACAUAACCCCUCCUCCUCCUCCUCCUUCUCCUCCUCCUCCUCCUCCCAUUCUUCAGCUGUAAUCUGUGUCUCAUACUGAACAUUUGGUGAGCGGUGGGUGUCUGUUUGCCAAAACUGGCAGCCAUGCGUAGUUGCUUCACCUGUCAACCUCGCCAGAUCCUCAGCAGGUUUGGAAAGACUCGCUGAUAGGAAGCAGAGAGAGAAAGGGGGAGGAAUUGACUUGUUUAUCACUUUUUCUCCUACUGCCUGUUUUCCAAAACUCCCUCUGCAUUCUUAUUUUGACAGUAGCAGACAGAUCACAACCAUCACAAUGUGUAUAUACGUAUCUUUAAAACCACUCUGACGAAUAAUCCAUAUCCAACACUGGCAAAAAAGAGGCUUCUGAAGCAGGUGUCAAGCAUGUUUAAGCCUUUUUUCCGUAGAAUAGCAAACUCAGGGUCGAGUUCUUUCUCACAAUUGUAGUUUUUACUGUAAUUCACUAUUUAACUGUAACCUGAAAGAAAUGUACAGUGAAGGUUGCUAGCACUUAGAGUUAAAUGAGGGACUUUGAUUUUUUGACAAACAAGGAGAUUGGAGUCAAUUGUAAUGAGUCCUGUAGCUGUGGGAUGCGGUGGCUCCCCUGUGGAAAGCUUACGUCCAGCUGUAGGGGUGGUUCUGCUGGAACACAAGUGCUGUCGUGAUUUAGCUCUGGCAGCACGGGACAAGCUGCUCGCUGUCUUAUUUUAUGCCUGGUGAGUCAUGACUUACAUAAUAUCCCUUUUUUUUCCCAAACUAUGACUUAUUCAUAGUUGUGGUUUGCGUGCUGAAGUGGUUCAGGUAAAAAGGGCACUUGCAGAGUAUUAACAUCACCUGAGAGUAAAACGUUGGGCGCCGUGUGAAGGGCAGCACCUGUACUCAUUCAAAACGAUGUGCGCUGAGAACUGAUAUCCUUUUCACCGUUUAUACUUCAGCCUGGUUCAGAACGGGUUGGCCUGUGCCACUUCACAGGGAUGUUAACUUAGAAAGCUGUCACAGCAGGUCAGAAAGAGUCCAGAGUGAACCUCAGUGGGAGGGAGGGAGAGAGAGAGGGAAAAUAUACACAGUCAUGGAAGAGGAGAAGACUGCUUUCAGCUUUCUCAUGAACAGAUGUUAGACAGAAGAUGUUGGUUCAGAGAAAGUGUGAGAGCAGGCACACAGUUAGGCCAGAGGAGGGGUGUCAAAACUUAGACUGGGGGAUUGUAAAAGCAUUUGGCCAAAUCUCCUUUUUUAAUUUUACUUAUUGCGGGUGCUUAUAAUAGGAACAUCUGCACAUGCACAGGAAUAACCGUCUGUGGAGACUAAGACUCCACCGCAUUUCCGCACAGCAGAGACAGCAAGCUUAAGGAGGCAGGCGGCUAUGGCCGUGGCCCAGAUUGACUUGACAGCGCUGUAAAGCAGGAGGCUUGCCCUGACCACUUCCUCCACAUAUGGCAGGGAUUCUUCUCUGGGGUGCUCCCAAAUAAAGAGCAGAAAUGUAGUAUAACAUUAUCAACGUAUGACAGCACAAUUCAGCAGCAGAGAAAAACAUGAUGACAGCUGGCAGCGAUCCAAAGCUUUUGUUUAGUGGCUUUAUACUGCCCCCUUCUGGAUUUUUUGAGGACAUGCACUCAGGAAAACAUUAUUUAUACAGUAACUCCUUUACCUGAUCUUAUUUUGUCUUUUCUACAAUAAAUCUACUUUAGCCCUUCGAACUCCCAGCUACAUUUAGCUAUUUUUGGUCCCACUCUUUUUUUUUUUUUUUUUUGUAAAAAUCUAUAUGGCAACUCUUUUUUUUUUCAGGACAACCUCAGCUGUUAAAAAAAAUAUAUAUAUAUAUGAAAAAAUAUGUGUAAAAUGAAUGUCACAUUAGAUUCAGAACCAUCAAAGUCUAGACAGAAAUUGAGACCAACAUUUUUUUGCACAAAAAACACAUAAAUCUACAGUGACCAAGCCUUUUAUCAUCUGCACAUCAUUCUCUCAUGUCUUGGCUAUCAGGAGAAGAAGUAUUGGGAUUGGAACAAACACACAACAGAAACUAUUUACAUAUUGACACUAAUUCUUCUUGGCGUUUUUUCACUAUUUACAGUUGUUUAUGCCACUCCUUGUAGCAGUUCCUGUCUGAGAUGAGACAGAGUCACAUCAUACUGCUCAUAAUCUCUUUUUUGCUUGUUUCCAAGCAUUGAGGACCAUUAUUUCUUAUUUUACAGACAAGCAGGGAACUUUCUUGUCUUUUGUUGAUCUUUGGUUGCCUCUUGUUGGACCCUUCCGUCAAGAGAACAGUAGAAGAAGAAUAUGAGACCAUGUAAUUGGUCGAAAGUUUGACAGAAAAAGACAUCAUGACGUCAUCAAAACAGCUUGUCAAACCCGGAAGACAUUAGCAGCAUUUAGCGAUUGUGAUCUUUUUUUGUCAAAACAAUAUGAUAAAUAAUCUUGUUUUCACCGGUAAAUCACUGCUGAUUUACCAUCAAACGUCUCUGAUCAAACACCUGUUUUUGUGGCUGGAUUGUAAACCUUGUGGCAGGUGUAGAAAUGCCUGGAAACCCUCACUUUUUAUCCCAUAAAGAUACACAGUAUAGUUCCCGAUAAACUGUAAACAAUGUUAAGGUGUCAGGUGGGAUCACCGGCUAUCCAGCAGAGUUCUAAGUGUUAAAGAUUUUUAUAAAGAUAUUGUGCAAAAUGUAAAGCUCCACUCAGAGAAUUGAUAUCAGAGGUGUUUCCCGUCACAUGAAUACCAUUAUUCAGAGGUUUAUUUCUUUAAGUUGCUGGUAAAGCUUCAUUUAUUUCUGUCUCUUUGUCUCUGUCUGAAUUUUAGGGUCAGGCAGACCUGCUCAAACAUGCUAAGAGUGAAGCUCUGGACACUCUGCGUCAAAUCCACUGUGCAGCCCAAUCCUGUGGCCUCAGUAAGAAUGGAGCAGCGUCCCCCCAGCUCCAGCACCACCCUCACCACCAGCCACAGCAGGUCCAGACUCAGCAACAGCCUCAAGCCAAGGCCCACCCACAGCCUCUGCCAUUGCACCAGCCCCUUCCCCAAACCCAGACCGUACCUCAGGCUUAUCUCCAUCCCCUCCCCCAGCAACAUCCCCAGCUACCAGCUCUCCCUUUGCUUCAAACUGUUUCAAAGCCUCCAGCCUACCCUCAACCCCCACCCAUACCCCAGCUGCAGUUUCAGUUUGAUAGCCAGCAGCAGCAGCAGAGGGCGGAGAGACCUCUGGACGCCAUUCCUGAGAAGGAGGUGGUCACUGAUGAUCCUGUGGCAUCCUGCUGACCCGCAGCCUGUGCCCACAGAGAAUUCUACCCAAAGAGAGACAGGGACAGCCAGGUAGAGACAGAGAAGAAGAGUGUAGAAGAAAAGCAGGAGGGCGGUGGUUUCAAAGGGCAGACGGAGGAAGUGGCAGAGAGAAUUAAAGAGAUAAUGAUGGUGAGGAAGACUCGGCGUGUUAGAAGUGAGACACAGGUCUGAGAGGAGGUUGAAGAAGAAAGGACGGAGGGACCUUACACUACGUUUAUAGUGUUUCUUGACAGGUUUGAAAACUGGGAAGACUCUGUCAGCUUGGAUCCAGGAAGUUUAGGUCUCUACUUUUUUCUCUCCUGUCAAGGGUCAGAAGGGUAACAGCAGGACACAAACUUGUGGUAGUAUGAUCAGUCAUUCAAGACAUCCCUGUCUUUCUCUGGGCAGUGCUAGUUACAUGCACUCACUAUGUACUCUAGCUCUGUGGGUACAGGCUUUACCUCACAUUGGCAUUUUUUGCCACACAUUUGCCUUUUCAUUUCCAGAGACUUCUUCGGCAUGUAUUUGAGCUUUUAUUUUAUUUUAUUUUUUAAUUUUUUAAUGCUCACACUCUCCCCUCCACCUUAGACAUAAAACUAAGUGCAAUCCCUCACUCAUUUCAAAAACAGGAUGCCAUUUUCAUUUCAAGUGCACUGAGUACAGCAGCUCGACUGAGCUCUGUGGACGUGACGGAGGACCAUUUCAGCACAAACCAGGGAAAUGCAGAGCUACAAUAGAAAAACACACACUCCAACUGUUGAUGUGUUUAGUCACACUGUUGAUCUGCUUUGCAUCCUUAUAUAUCAUUCCUUACUUUUUACAUUCUUUGACAUCACUUUGAUACCCCCACAGGGUCUCCUUGUCUCCUCCCCAGGGGCUGUGUGUGUGUGUGUGCGUGUGGUGUGAGUAGUCGUUUUGGUCCCCAGGGUGGAGCUAGCCUGUGUCCAAAAAUGGCAAAGCUCAUCAGCCAGUCACAACUGGAAUAUUGACCCUGCCUGCUAGAGGUCAAAGGUCAACAGGAACACCUAACUGCUGUCAAUAAAAACACAAAAUAAAGUGAAUAUAGAUGUAAAGUGUAUGUAAAAUGUAACAAAAGAACAUAUAUUGCUAUAAUGAAUCUUGCAGACGAGGACAGUAAUGAUUGAUAUUAUUAUGAUUGUGGUUAGUUCUAUUGAUAUUCUUUUUUUAACAUUACUCCCACAUAUGCAGUGAUUUGACACCUGUUGCUCUGUGGUGCAGAUCAGGAAAACCAGUGCAUGUGGGACUGGAUUGAAAGGAUUACGGGUUAGCACCACAACACCAGGGUCAAACAAUAACCUGAUAUGUGUUUCACUGCAGAGUGAGUGUGGAUUCUGUAAGAGCUCCAUUAAAAACUGGCUUCAUUGUUUAUUACGGCUCCUCUUCUUUCUGUCUCAUUCAUGACUUGAAUAUUGGGGAUGCAUGCUGAUGUCUGGAAGGAAAUCAAAGAGGUCCUUUCACUUGAAUUUUGUCUAUAACUUGUGCAUGCUUUGAAUAUUAGUCUGCUGAAAAAAUGCUCAUGCAGGGUUAAGAGAGUGACUGAGUGAUGUGACAUUUUUCA